Messenger RNA from Podarcis lilfordi (Lilford's wall lizard), 53219 nucleotides. The record is from the annotation of a GenBank genome assembly. NCBI's taxonomy places the organism in Eukaryota, Metazoa, Chordata, Lepidosauria, Squamata, Lacertidae.
GCAGGUCUUGGGAGCUGCCUUAGAGGGCUGGAGAGGAACACAGGAGGAGGGGAAGAGAAAAAAACCCCGUCGUGGAUUCAGGGUGAGACCAAAUAAAAGAUGCCGGGGCUGAAACCGUCCCUGAUCUACGCUUGGGAUAGGGCAGCGCGGGCUGUGUUGGCUCGCUGGAGAGAGAGAAAUGCACUCUGCACAUGAUCAGAGAAACAUUCCCUUGUUCCUUUUGAAUCACGUCGCGUUUGGCGAGGCUCUCUGCAGAAAGCAGGCUCCGGCUCCCAAGAAAGCUGAACUUCGGGGCGGAGUUCGUGUUUUUUCAAUCGCGAGCCGGGCCACGUGCUCCAUAGAUCCCGGCGGAAAAAGAAACUGGCGGGCGGACCGCGACGAGAACUACUUCUCCAAGGUCUGAGGAGCGGAGGUUGGGACUGCGAGAGCCCUCGACUGCGAGCGGGCGGUACUACUCGGGAGCAAGCCUCCCACCCACACACCCGUCUCUGCCUCGGGUGACCAUUGAACUCCAUCCAAGGCAGGCUCGCCGGCUCCACGGACGGGACCCCUGCGAUGCCCUCGUGGCCUUUCGCUUCGGCGCCCUGCUCUGCAACAGUCGCCUCGGGGGCUCCGCUCGCCGUCGAGGAUCGCGUGGUUUGUUGUUGCCGCCGCCGCCGCCAGGCUCUGGGAACCGGCGGCCAGCCAGCCCGCCCAACGUGUUGCCUGCGGCGGAUCGAGUGAGAUGGGCCGCCGGGGGGCGCACCGGUAGGGCGCGCCGUCGGGCGGCGAUGGGGUGCCGCGGGGUGUGCUGCUGCCCCGCGCCCGGCCUGUACGCCUUCAACGAGGACAACGCCCGCUUCGCGCUCCUGGCCGUCCUGAUCGUCUCGUACCUGCUGUGCGGCGCGGCCGUCUUCUCCGCCCUCGAGCGGCCCACGGAGCUGCGAGCGCAGGAGAAGUGGCUGGAGAGGCUGGAGAACUUCUCGCUCAGGUUCAACCUCACGCCGGCCGAGCUGCAGGAGCUGCUGCGCGAGUACGAGGGCGCCUACGUGGCUGGCAUCCGAAUCAACAACACGCUGCCCCGGUGGGAUUUCCCGGGGGCUUUUUAUUUCGUGAGCACCGUGGUCUCCACCAUAGGUAAGCGGGAGAAAGCCGCGGAGGGGAGCGCACGGUCGCGCCUUUUCUCUGCCUGCCUCUUCCUUUUCUCUUCCUCCAUCACCAAGAAGGGGCAUCUCUCUCAGGCUUUGGGUUACUUGCGAGCACUUUUCCAAAUCAGAAAACACGGUAAUGUACGAAGGGUGGGGGGGGGCCGAGUAAAAAGCACAUGUGCGUUUCACAGUUCAGUGUUGGAAGCUGUGAUGGACUGGGUAUGCUCUAAAAUACAUGCCUGUGCUAUUGUCAAAUGGAGGGUUUUGUGCUUAGAAAAGCAUCUCACUUGCAUCUCCCUAGGGCAAAGUCAGGCUCACUUUGGGAAGUUCAAUUUUAAUGCCUCUGCACUGGCAAUGCAAGUCAAUUUUCCAGUAACUCUUUCUUCCUUCCUUCCUUCCUUCCUUUCCUCCUUAUCUCUAGGCUCUGUCCACCUGCUGUAUGUUUUGCUUUUUUAUAAUAUUUCCCUGAAGUACCACCAAGCUCCUUUAUUCCUUUAUUAACUGUACGUUAGCAAUGACUAGUUUGAUCCGUUUUCAUUGUUGGUUCUGGUUUUGCCUUUGUGAAUGAACUUUAGUUCAGCUGUCCAGAGGUGUGAAACCUGUGAAAACGUUCCGGGGGUGGGGGGCGUGUUACAUGAGAAUUGGAUUUGUUCAGAUGUUUAUAACUACAUUUUAUUUUUGCAUUGUUUUAUAUUAUUGAGACCAUAUGUAGAGAGGCCCAGGAUAUAAAUCCUCCAAAAUAUAUUUCCCAUCCCAAGCAUUUGAAAAUAUUUUUCCUUAACGAGCUGUGUUAUGAUAUAACAAGCUUUGACGUUAACCGAAUUGACAAGUCUCUGUAAUAAUAGCAUUUAGCAGAUGAGAUUGACUUUUAAAGUAUCCCAGCUGUGCAGUUUUCUGCUUUUGACAGUGAGCUCCACAGGUUGUUUUAUGCACAGCACACCUUUUCUUUCAUAGCUUGGGUUAUUUACAGUCUGGUGUGCGUAGGUGAUGUCUUUGAGACAUCCCACUUAGGCUGCUGGUGUAUUGGGGCUACUUUUCACUCACGACACUGACAGCGCUUUUCCUUUUCCUGCAUUUGAGGGGAGGUGUGAAUGUAAAAACCUACUUAAUGGCUGGAUUCAGUAUGGAAAGUGAAUUAUACAAACUCCUGUGGGAAAGCCCUGUAAAUGGCUGUUCGCAAUGAAAAGUGGGACCUGCUAUCAGGAGAGGUCCUGUUCAGAAUUCUAGCCAGCCAGCCUUGCCCUUUUUCAGGAUAUUCCAUUCUCCCCUCUGCAAUCUACUAGCAUUCAAUAUCCAUUGAGCAUGUUCAGCCCUCACUGAAAGAUCUCCCCUUUGUUUUCCUUCCUAAAAACGAUUUAUUUAUAGCUUACUUCUGCAAACUUCUGGGUUUCCCUGAGCCAGCUGGUACCUCCCUCUUGUGAAUGGAUUGUGCCAUUUUGGCUGCAUAAGGAUCUGCACUGGGAGAAUGGACUCAUGAAUUUCAUAUAGUAGGGAUGGGGAAUGUGUGGCUGCUCUGGUGUCGCUGAACUACUGCUCCCAUCAUCCCUGGCCAUUGGUCCCAUGCUAGCUGGUGCUGAUGGGAGUCAUAAAUGACAACAUGGGGUGCUGCUGUUGGGUUUCCCUAUCCCUGUUUUAUAUAAGAUGGAUAAACUGUUUCUGACAGCAUGCCACUGAACACCAAUUGCUACAACAGGGAAAGGCUGCUUGCCUUCAAGUUCUGCUUGUAAGUUCCUAAGAAGCAUCUUAGGUUGGACCUUUGAUCCUGCAGGAAUCUAAGAAACUGCUUUAUACCAUGUUAGACCAUUGGGCAGAGGUGUACCUAGAGGUUGGCGAAACCAGCCCCCACUGGGGGUGUAGGCCUGAGGCAGGGUGCAGCAAUCACCUAUCAGGUGUUGGGAGUCCUCCCAAGACACCUGGAGCUCCUUCGCCCUCAGCUCAGGGAAUCUGCCAGGAUCUCCAGCAGGAAAAGCUGCUGCUGCUGGAGGGGACAAAAGGACUCACUGGAAUGACGUCUAGGCAGGAAGCAUGUUCCUCCUAUCCAGGCAACCUUGCCUGCUUCUUUCUUUCAGCGGGUGGGAGGGAUGCCAGUACAGCUCUUUGCCAAGGGCACAAGGGACCCUGAGUACGCCUCUGCCAUUGGGCCAUCUAGCUUAUAACUGGGGACACUGACUUGCAGAGGCUCUUCUGGGUAUCAGGCAGAGGGCAUUUCUAGCUCUUGAGAGCCAGUGUGGUGUAGUGGUUAAGAGCGGGAGACUUGUAAUCUGGUGAACCGGGUUCGAUUCCCUGCUCCUCCACAUGCAGCUGCUGGGUGACCUUGGGCUAGUCACACUUCUUUGAAGUCUCUCAGCCCCACUCACCUCACAGAGUGUUUGUUGUGGAGGAGGAAGGGAAAGUAGAAUGUUAGCCGCUUUGAGACUCCUUUGGGUAGUGAUAAAGUGGGAUAUCAAAUCCAAACUCUUCUUCUCCACCUAGAGAUGCUGGGGAUUGAACUUUGGAACCUUUUCCAUGCAAAGUGUUUGCUCUACCACUGAGCUGCAGCCCUUCUUAUGUUCCUAAAUGGUGCUGCUAUUCAGCUUCACCAAUGCAAGAGAUGUUGACCAGUGCUUGUAAGGACUCAUCAACACUCAUAUCCCACCAUGCUUUUCCGGUUUGUAUCAGGGUUCUCUUCACACCCACCCACACCCGGCUACGUUCCUCGUGGAAACCAGCUCUUUAACGCUCUUGGCAAUCCUCAGAAACCUGAAUUAUCGUUUGCUCCAAUUCAGCAUUAGAGAGUGCAUUUUCCUGGGGAAAACGGGGGGCGGAGGAGUGCUUACGCUGGGACUAGGAAACACAGGUCUGAGCGUGGAAAGCAUGGGCAGAAGCCUAGUGUGGAUGAGCCUUUCGUGUCAUUCAUGGAAAUGAACAUCAAGAGAUGAUGUGUCAGUGUAGACAGGGCAGCUUCUUGGGUGGUCUGCAGGUGCCACAUCUGAGGUUAAAAUAAGAAAACCUGAAGCUUUACUGGUUUUCCAGUUGACAACCAACACACAUUCCAUCACAAACCUUCUGAGUUUUUGCAGUGAAGGCUAAGCCAGCUUCUUACUCUUCACCCCUUCAGCAAUGACUUACACCUUCUGCUGCUGCUUGCAGUGGCUGUUGCUCCCAGUUAUCUUAGGGUAUGGAAUGCUAUCACAAGCAACGCACACAGUCAAGUGAUGGUCCCCAGGGCUGGUAGCAAAGUCAUGAACUGGCCCACUCCACAGUUGUUGUUGUUUAAAUAGACUAUUUCAGCUCUAGAAGACAAUUGCAGAAUUUGAAUUUGCUGCAAAACGGAGAAGACAGCAAGCACACUUGCAUAAGGUUUUUGGGUUUUUUUAAUGCCAUGCAGGGACUAAUGUAUUUGUAAUUUGAGACAUUUCAAUGAAAUUGGCCACCAGGCAUCUCAUUUCCUGUGUAAACUAGUCAUCAGUGAAUGAUGGCAUCUCUAGAACACUGCUUUGCAGGGAUUCAAACUUAAUGCUGAGCCUCUGUGGGUUGUUUUUGAUUGUCUGGAAUACUUUUUUUGAAGUUGGGUGCUGGGUAGAAAUCUCUUUUAUGUGGGCUGAGGUCUACGUUACAUACACAUCUGAACCGGGGACUGGUUUAAUCUUUUAUUCCAAACCACAACGUGAGAUGCAGAUGAGAUUUUAUAAAGCAUGGCUUACUAAGGGGAUGCAAGUGGUGUUGUGGUCUAAACCACUGAGCCUCUUGGGCUUGAUGAUCGGAAGGUCGGUGGUUUGAAUCCCUGCGACAGGGUGAGCUCCCGUUACUCUGUCUCAGCUUCUGCCAACCUAGCAGUUCGAAAGCACACCGGUGCAAGUAUAUAAAUAGGUACCGCUGCGGUGUGAAAGUAAAUGGUGUUUCAGUGUGUUCUGGCAUUUGUCACGGUGUCCUGUUGCACCAGAAACGGUUUAGUCAUGUUGGCCCAUGAUCCAGAAAGCUGUCUGCAGGCAGCCUUUAUAUUUUGAAAAAAACCGCACACAUUUUUACCAUUUUGUCACCCCCCUCAUUGAUGACACCCGGGUCGGCCCGCACCUACCACACACCCCUUCCUACGCCACUGCCUGUCACCCCUUGCGAUUGGCCAUGCUGGUUGGGGGUGAUGGAAGUUGGCAUCCAAAAGUUCUGGAGGGGAUACCAGUUUGGGGAAAUUUGCUGUAGUACAACUAAGUAUCCCUCAUUCCAGUCCUAAAUAGGCAUAAGUAAGAUUUCUUAGGUAUGGUUUGCCUUCAGUCUACCACACACUCAUGAAUAUAAAGCUUGCUUGUUUUUUCUGCCUUUGAAUUGAUCUUUCUUAGGAAUGGCUUACUCACUGGCUUAUUUGUAGUGAUACGCAGCUAUGAGCUGAAAAUCAGUAGUGCUGAAGAUCUUCAAAAGAGACAUGGACUCUAUGUUCCCAGCAAUAAGUAGUUUUUCAGGAACAGGCUUUCUUAAGACACAUUUCUAUUAAUAAUAAAACUCCUUCGUCACUAAUACACCUUGAUACAGGAGGAGGCCAUGGCCUCUGGCUGCUUCACAGUUUGUUUAGUUGAUAAUAGAUGAAACAAAGUCAUAGAUUUGUCAGAAUAUCCGCCUGGAAACCACUGAGCUACUACUGCUACGUUUCCAAUUAGCCAAGCCCCAAUUUGGACUCUCAUCAUCACCUCAUUAUGGGCAAGAGUAAUUAAAUAUUAUGAAACGUCACUCUUUUAAAGACAAAUGCAAGAGAUUGUGAUAAUGAAAACUAUCCUCUGUAGUUUAUCUAAGUUGGUAAGAACAUAAGGAGACAUCCUGCUCCCCACAGUGACCAACCAGUUGCCCAUGGAAAGCUCACAAGCAGGACACAACAACACACUCCUGCUUGCAUUUGCCAGCAACCAGUAUUCAGAGACAUGCUGCCUCUGACAUUUACUUUCCACCUUUCCCAAUGAGACAAGAACAUAAGAAUAGUGUGCUGGUCCUGUGGGUUACCCGAGAGGCGAGGUCCAAGUCCGGUACAUGGUCAAAGGUGCAAUGUGGAGGCAGUCCAUAGUAGCUGAAGCUGGGUGCAGGGCAGGGAGUCGGGUGAAGUCAGGAACAGGCAUGCAAGCAGGGAGCCAGGGCGGGUCAGGAGCUCUGGCAGAAAAGCAGGACAGGGUUAAGGCAUGAACUAGCAACCAACAAUGUUGCUCCCGCAACUUGGGACUGGGGCUGGCCGGCUUUUAUCUGCCCCGAGGCACAGGGUGGCCUCAAUCCUCUGGUGACUUGCCUCUCCUGGCCUGGAGGCGAGCACUCCUCUCGCGGGAAUUUAGUUCCCUCUGCCCUGAGCCUCUGUAGCUCAGGAGAGGCUGGAGGGUUACCGGACCCAGCGGCAACCUCAGCUUCCUCUGACGGGGCUGAGAGUGGAGCACCUGCAGGCUAUGGGUCCUCCAUCACCUCAGGGACCAGAGCAGACUCAGCUGGUGCCUGCACCUGAGGAUCCAGCACAGGUGAGGACCCUUCAGGCUCAUGCCCCAGCUCUGGCUCAGCUGGUUCUGGAGGCAGGGAAUCCUGUGCAGGCUAGGAUCCCUCAGGUUCAGCAUCCGAGUCCGAAUCCCAGGCCAUCACAAACAGUACUGCUAGAUCAGAUCAAAGGCCCAUCUAGUCCAGCAGUCUGUUCUCACAGUGGCCAACCAGAUGCCCAUGGGAAGACCACAAGCAGCGCAACACUCACAAUUCACAGCCACUGGAGCACAGAAGCAAAUCACCUUUCAUAGAAUCAUAGAAUCAUAGAGUUGGAAGAGACCACAAGGGCCAUCGAGUCCAACCCCCUGCCAAGCAGGAAACACCAUCAGAGCACUUCUGACAUAUGGUUGUCAAGCCUCUGCUUAAAGACCUCCAAAGAAGGAGACUCCACCACACUUCUUGGCAGCAAAUUCCACUGUCGAACAGCUCUUACUGUCAGGAAGUUCUUCCUAAUGUUUAGGUGGAAUCUUCUUUCUUGUAGUUUGGAUCCAUUGCUCCGUGUCCGCUUCUCUGGAGCAGCAGAAAACAACCUUUCUCCCUCCUCUAUGUGACAUCCUUUUAUAUAUUUGAACAUGGCUAUCAUAUCACCCCUUAACCUCCUCUUCUCCAGGCUAAACAUGCCCAGCUCCCUUAGCCGUUCCUCAUAAGGCAUGGUUUCCAGGCCUUUGACCAUUUUGGUUGCCCUCCUCUGGACACGUUCCAGUUUGUCAGUGUCCUUCUUGAACUGUGGUGCCCAGAACUGGACACAGUACUCCAGGUGAGGUCUGACCAGAGCAGAAUACAGUGGCACUAUUACUUCCCUUGAUCUAGAUGCUAUACUCCUAUUGAUGCAGCCCAGAAUUGCAUUGGCUUUUUUAGCUGCCGCGUCACACUGUUGGCUCAUGUCAAGUUUGUGGUCAACCAAGACUCCUAGAUCCUUUUCACAUGUACUGCUCUCAAGCCAGGUGUCCCCCAUCUUGUAUUUGUGCCUCUCAUUUUUUUGCCCAAGUGCAAUACUUUACAUUUCUCCCUGUUAAAAUUCAUCUUGUUUGUUUUGGCCCAGUUCUCUAAUCUGUCAAGGUCGUUUUGAAGUGUGAUCCUGUCCUCUGGGGUGUUAGCCACCCCUCCCAGUUUGGUGUCAUCUGCAAAUUUGAUCAGGAUGCCCUUGAGUCCAUCAUCCAAGUCGUUGAUAAAGAUGUUGAAUAAGACCGGGCCCAAGACAGAACCCUGUGGCACCCCACUAGUCACUCUUCUCCAGGAUGAAGAGGAACCAUUGAUGAGCACCCUUUGGGUUCGGUCAGUCAGCCAGUUACAAAUCCACUGAGUGGUAGCAUAGUCAAGACCGCAUUUUACCAGCUUCUUUACAAGAAUAUCAUGGGGCACCUUGUCAAAUGCCUUGCUGAAAUCAAGGUAGGCUACAUCCACUGUGUUCCCUUCAUCUACCAGGCUUGUAACUCUGUCAAAAAACGAGAUCAGGUUAGUCUGACAUGACUUAUUUUUCAGAAAUCCAUGCUGACUAUUGGUGAUCACAGCAUUCCUUUCUAGGUGCUCACAGACUGUUUGCUUAAUGAUCUGCUCCAGAAUCUUCCCUGGUAUUGAUGUCAGACUGACUGGGCGGUAAUUAUUUGGGUCCUCUCUUUUCCCCUUUUUGAAAAUAGGGACAACAUUUGCCCUCCUCCAGUCUGCCGGGACUUCGCCUGUUCUCCAGGAAUUCUCAAAGAUGACUGCCAGUGGUUCUGAGAUCACAUCUGCCAGUUCUUUUAAUACUCUUGGAUGCAGUUCAUCUGGCCCUGGAGACUUGAAUACAUCUAAACUAGCCAAGUAUUCUUGUACUAUCUCCUUAGUUAUUCUGGGCUGUGUUUCCUUUGCUGAAUCAUUUGCUCCAAAUUCUUCAGGUCGGGCAUUGUUUUCUUUAUCGGAGAAGACUGAGGCAAAGAAGGCAUUGAGGAGUUCAGCCCUUUCUGUGUCCCCUGUUUGCAUUUCACCAUCUUCUCCUCUGAGUGACCCCACUGUUUCUUUGUUCUUCCUUUUGCUACGAACAUACCCAUAAAAGCCUUUUUGUUGCUUUUAACCUCUCUAGCAAGCCUGAGUUCAUUCUGUGCUUUAGCUUUUCUGACUUUGUGUCUACACGUGCUGGCUAUUUGUUUGAAUUCCUCUUUGGUGGUUUCCCCCUUUUCCAUUUUUGUACACAUCCUUUUUAAUCUUAACUCAGUUAAAAGUUCUUUAGAUAGCCACUCUGGCUUCUUUAGGCACCUUCCAUGUUUCCGUCUCAUUGGUAUUGCCUGACGUUGUGCUUUUAGUAUCUCCUCUUAACAAACUCCCAGCCAUCAUGAACUCCCUUUCCUUUUAGUAUUACUGUCCAUGGGAUCUCACCCAGCACUUCCCUAAGUUUUAUGAAGUCGGCUUUCUUAAAGUCAAGAAAUUGAGUCCUAGUAUGCUUGGCUGCUCCUUUCCGCUGUAUAGUAAACUUCAGAAGAGCAUGAUCACUCGCGCCUAAUGAUCCUUCCACUUCUACCCCACUAACCAGGUCAUCAACAUUGGUUAGGACCAGAUCUAAAAUGGCUGUUCCUCUUGUUGCUUCUCCCACUUUCUGGACAAUGAAGUUGUCUGCAAGGCCAGUGAGGAAUCUGUUUGACCUUAUGCUCUUGGCUGAGUUUGACAUCCAACAAAUAUCCGGGUAAUUGAAGUCCCCCAUUACUACUAUCUCCCUUCCUUUUGCAUGCUUGGCCAUCUGUUCCAGGAAGGCAUCAUCUAUGUCCUCCGUUUGGCUUGGGUACUCCGUUUGGCUUGGCUUUGAUACUGAAGACAGCACACAGCCAUCAUGACAGUUACUGCUGUUAUUGUUGUUAUUUAUUAAUCACCUUCUGCAUAUGUCCCAAGGUAAUAUAGAGAAAACAGUUACAAAACAGCUCAAAAAAUAACAGAAGCUGAGGUCAAGAACAAUAUAAAACAAGACAUCUGCGGCAGAUUCAUCUAGCUAGGAAAACCAUUGAUGGUCACAUACCCCAUGAAUUUUUUUUCUGCUAUUUUAAGACAAAUGUUAAAUGAAUAGGGCAAAACAGCUGCAAAACCAAGCCUAUCUGUGUGUGUGUGUGUGUGUGUGUGUGUGUGUGUGUGUAGUAUUAAUGCAGGGGCGCUGAAUUGCACCCAACAUUGGGGGGGUCCAUCGUGCAUCAUUCUAAAUUAAAACACUUUACAUUCUAUUUAUUUUAGUAGCAGAAAUUUGCACAUGUACCUGUUUUGCAUGGGUCUUUUGUCUGGCUUAUGGUCCAACUAUGCUCCCUAGAAUAAAGUUCUCUUUUCCUAUCAGAUGCCCAAACUAACUUUUGGAACCUGUUGCCUCCCACACAUCUGCUUCUGUUUCUAUUAAUUAACUGUGCGCUUCUGAUUUGAAAAUACUGGAAUAAAGGUCUCCUAAAAGAUAUCUGAUGGCAAAUUUCCACAAGUUUUCCCUCUUGAUGUCAAAAUGUGUUUCCAUGGCUUAUCUAACUAGAACAGGAACAAAGGGAAACCACUUCCAUUUGCUUUAAACUGUUUAGAAAGAUAACAAAUUGUGAUGGGGAAUAUACAGUUUAUGCUGAUAUUCUCUGCCCCUUCUAUUCUCAGUUGGUAAGACCCUGUAGGCAAUAUAAUUCUUAAGUCUUCCUGUCAACUUGCAAAAGUAGUUUAACUCUGUGUAAAGCAGACCGGGACCAGGGCUUUUGAAAACUAUAAAUAUGCAUCUGAAAUAAAUUGUGCAGAAGUGUUGUCUUCUUCAGAUGGCAUUCUUUACUCGUGAAAGCCACACAUAUAUAGAGUGCUGCAACGAUACCCACCUGGGUUCACAAGCAAAGUUGAAUCCUCAACUUGAAAGAGCCGUGUGACACAAAGGCCCAAGAACCUUUUAUCAACAGACUAAUGGAGUUAGGCAUUUGUUCUUUCUGCCAGUCUGCAUUUCUCUAUGUGGGUGAAUGACAAAAAAUAUUUGGACAAAGCUGCUCUUCUCGAAUCCCAUCAUCUAUGAACAUUGUGCUAAAUCAUCCUUCAGCAACCUGGUGCCCUCAAAUACUGCUUUGGGGGUAUUAGCCUGGGCAAAUCAGUAGGUGGGAUGUGUUUUAUAUUUUUCUUCUGAGCCAUAAAAACACCCUACAGUCUAUUUUUGAUGCAUUUCCUCCUUAGCCAGGCUCAGAGGCUGUAAAUACAGUGGUACCUCAGGUUACAUAUGCUUCAGGUUACAUACACUUCCGGUUACAGACUCCGCUAACCCAGAAAUAGUGCCUCAGGUUAAGAACUUUGCUUCAGGAUGAGAACAGAAAUCGUGCUCCAGCGGCGCAGCAGCAGCGGGAGGCCCCAUUAGCUAAAGUGGUGCUUCAGGUUAAGAACAGUUUCAGGUUAAGAACGGACCUCCGGAACGAAUUAAGUACUUAACCCAAGGUACCACUGUAAAUCACAUUGGGAGAGGUGGCAAGGUAAUAUGGGGGCUGUUUGUAGCUUUGUAGCAGGGAUUGAAAGCCUUUGGGGGGGGCAGCUAACCUUCCAGUGUUGAGUGUGGUCAUCCACAUUCUACAGUGGUGCCUCGCAAGACGAAAUUAAUCCGUUCCGCGAGUGUCUUUGUCUAGCGGUUUUUUCGUCUUGCGAAGCAACCCUAUUAGCGGAUUAGCGCUAUUAGCGGUUUAGCGGCUAUUAAAGGCUUAGCGGCUUAGCGGCUUAGCUGCUAAAAGGCUAUUAGCGGCUUAGCGGCUUAGAAAAAGGGGGGGAAAAAAUCUCAAGACUCGCAAGACAUUUUUGUCUUGCGAAGCAAGCCCAUAGGGAAAUUCGUCCUGCGAAGCAACUCAAAAACGGAAAACCCUUUCGUCUAGCGGGUUUUCCGUCUUGCGAGGCAUUCGUCUUGCGGGGCACCACUGUACACAUGAAGGUUUGCACAGACACGAGGUUUAUUCUAAGCUCCCCUCCGUCCCAUGCGCAAGCAGCCAGCACACUCCCCACCCCUCACCCUUUUGUAGUGUCCUGCUGUAUGCUAGAAUAAGCCCUGCAUACAGGACAUAGAUAAAGGUAAAGGGACCCUUGACCGUUAAGUCCAGUUACGGAUGACUCUGGGGUUGCGGCGCUCAUCUCAUUUUACUGGCCGAGGGAGCAAGUGUUUGUCCGCAGACAAGCAUGACUAAGCUGCUUCUGGCGAACCAGAGCAGCGCACGGAAACACUGUUUACCUUCCCGCUAGAGUGGUACCUGUUUAUCUACUUGCACUUUGACGUGCUUUCGAACUGCUAGGUUGGCAAGAGCUGGGACUGAGCAACGGGAGCUCACCCCAUCGCGCAGAUUCGAACCGCCGACCUUCUGAUCAGCAAGCCCAGAAAAGUUGGCAGCCACUAGGGAAAGCUUGGCGAGCCAGAUCAGGCCUGCAGGCCAGUGGUUUUCUCAGGCUGUGUGAAGGAGGCGCCAGGGGAACAUUUAGAGGUCAAACCUAGUCCCCUUAGUCCAGGGGUCAGCAACCUUUUCCAGCCGUGGGCCGGUUCACCGUCCCUCAGACCUUGUGGGCGCCGGACUAUUUUUUUUGGGGGGGGGAUGGACGAAUUUCUAUGCCCCACAAAUAACCCAGAGAUGCAUUUUAAAUAAAAGCACACAUUCUACUCAUGUAACAACACGCUGAUUCCCAGACCGGAUUGAGAAGGCAAUUGGGCCGGAUCCGGCCCCCAGGCCUUAGUUUGCCUACCCCUGCCUUAGUCCAAUGACCACACACCACCGCUCAUUGUGUUACAUUGGGCAAAUUCAUGUGUUCUGGGGGGAAAAAAAUCUAAUAUGAGUAUGAACUGUGUAGACCAGGGGUGGAGGACCUCCAAGCCUCUCUAGCUGGUUCUGAUAAUUCUCCUCAGGCUGCUCACCUUCUUCUGACACCAAAGACACUGGCUCUGCUUUGCGCCCUAUUUUUGCCUGCCUGGAGUGCAUCCUUGAAGUCUGAUAAUUUCUCUUGUUCUCCUAGGUGGAGCAGAGAGGCGUGUGCGCAGAAACCAGCCUUCUGUAAAUUUGUCCAUUUUGUUGCUCUGUUUGUGCUUUGUUUUAUUAAUUCCCAGCUCAUCUCAAAGACCGCUCCUCCCCUGGGAAAAGUUUUUUUCACAAAUAAGUAAGGCAUUUAGAAUUGUUCCCCGAUUCAGCACACAGCAAUCUUUUGUCUUAUGUAUCUUUCUCAGGCUCUUCUUACCAAGUUACGUUUCCCAGGCUUGGACUGUGAAAUUUGUAACAUUGCAGAACAUGUGAAGGCCACUUGCUUGAUUAAAAAUAAAAUAAAAAUGGUGCUUAUUUUAAAGAAAAGAAACAAAAAUGUUUCUCUGUCCCACUAGUGGACCUCCUCUCCCUCCCACACCCAGUUAAGUUGGCAUCUUAUUAGUUAAUUGCCAACAGGGGAACCAAAAAAGCUAAAGAGAGAUUCAAGAUGGCUCCUUGAUGAAGCGUGACUCUGGUUGGAAAGACCCUUUAAGACUUACUUAAAAAUAAAGUUUUGAUGAACUUGUUUAAGCUUAAAGAUAAGACAGUGUAUCAUAACAUCUGUGGGCCACCAGAUGUUGGAUAGCUUCCAGCAGCAUGGCCAGUAGUAAGGGUUGUUGGGAGUUGUGGACCAGUAACAGCUGGAGGCCCACAGGCUCCCCCCCCCGUUCCAUGUUAAUGCUGUUGCUGUCAUGGGGAUUACUGGGAAAUACUGGGUUUCCCCAGCCACUCUGGGUAGCUUCCAACAGAAUAUUAAAAUACAAUAGUCUAUUAAACAUUAAAAGCUUCCCUAAACAGGGCUGCCUUCAGAUGUCUUUUAAAAGUCUGGCAUUUGUUUUUCUCUAUGACAUCUGGUGGGAGGAUAUUCUACCGGGCGGGUGCCACUACUGAGAAGACCCUCUGCCUGGUUCCCUGUAACUUGGCAUCUAACAGUGAGGGAAUCGCCAGAAGGCCCUUGGCACUGGACCUCAGUGUCCGGGCAGAAUGAUGGGGGUGGAGACGCUCCUUCAGGUAUACUGGACCGAGGCCGUUUAGGGCUUUAAAGGUCAGCACCAACACUUUGAAUUGUGCUCGGAAACGUACUGGGGGCCAGCGUAGGUCUUUCAAGACCAGUGUUAUGUGGUCUCAGCGGCCACUCCCAGUCACCAGUCUAGCUGCCGCAUUCUGGAUUAGUUGUAGUUUCCGGGUCACCUUCAAAGGUAGCCCCACAUAGAGCGCAUGUCAGUAGUCCAAGCGAGGGAUAACUAGAGCAUGCACCACUCUGGCGAGACAGUCUACGGGAAGGUAGGAUCUCAUCCUGCGUACCAGAUGGAGCUGAUAAACAGCUGCCCUGGACACGGAUUUGACCUGUGCCUCCAUGGACAGCUGUGAGUCCAAAAUGGCUCCCAGGCUGCGCACCUGGUCCUUCAGGGGCACUGUUGCCCCAUUCAGGACAGGGAGUCCUCCACACCUGCCCGCCUCCUGUCCCCCCAAAACAGUACUUCUGUCUUAUCAGGAUUCAACCUCAAUGGGCAAGAUGCUGGACUUCUGGCACAAUCGAUAGUGUAGGAACCAAGGGCAAGCGGCGGCGGCAGCACCGCAGAGGUAUCAUGCGCAGGCUUUUAGCUAGCAGCAUGCCAUGCAGAAGAGGGACGUUUGGUGACCCUAAAGUUAAAAAAAAACCAUGCCAUCUGCAGAAUGGAGACUGCUGUGGGUUAGUUGAACCAGCAGUCUGUUUUGGAAGCUCCUCUGAAAACGAAUGACAACUAGUCUCUGUUGAAGGCUUUAAGCUGUAAACCAAGACACUUGAACUAUUCAGUAUAAUUACUGAUAGACACCAUGUUCCAAUAAGAAAUUUACUUGGAAUCAGCAAAAUGGAAAGAUUUUCUAAGGAGUGCUUGCACUCUUCAUUCCUCCCGCCCCCCACCCUAGAGCUGUAUUUCUGAUAAAAUUUUGUUAUUUUAGAACCCUUCUUCUUUUUGUAGUCUUCUGUUCUUGGAAUGAAGAGUGCCAUUGUUACGUUCUUCACACCUUCUAUGGUGGUACUAUCUUAUAUAAGGACUCUCUGAUCUUGUAACAGUCUAUAACCUCUCCUUUUUUUCCUUUUUUCUUUUUAGAAUGUGCUAACGUAACAUUGCCAGUAUGCUUUAUUUGAUUAGUAAAGAGAAGUCUUGUUACCUAGGGUUGGUGCAUGUGUUUUAUUUUGUUCUGUCUUUAUCCCUUUUCCAGAAUAACUCUUCAAAUGAGAUUGGGUUUUUUCCCUCCCAAGAGCUGAAGAGCAUCACAGUAGCUACAGCUGUAAUCUUCCUGAUUUCCUAAACACAUCCAUUAGAAAAUAUGCAGGUAUUAAUCCCAUAGCAAAUAAUGACUUUAAUUAAACCCCCAUGAAUUCUUCAAGGGGAACACUCUUAAUCUGUCAUUUGGACCAAUGUAAUCGUGGGAUUAUGUGGAAUAUUAAAAAUGAUUGGGAUGAAAUUUUAUGAGGAUUAAAGUUUUCAUGAAACACUGACAGUGGUUUGAAUUAUUCCUUGACAAUGUGCUUCUUAUACAGAUUUUAUUGGCAUGUUUUGGGUAUAAGGUGGCCAGGAGCAAAAGAGAGCAGGGCUCCUGCAUGUUUAAUAGUUGUGUAGAAGAAGGAAUUUCAACCAUUGUAGUGUGGGAAUGUUCAGGGUGGCAGGAGAGGAUAUAUUGUUUAUUGAUAGACUUCCUAACUUGCGCUAGCAAGUUUCUUCAUGUAGCAGAGUUACAUUCCCCUUUCUUACAUGCACAGCAGAUAGCUUGUUGCAGGCUCGUGUAAGCCUUCCCACUAUUAUACAGUUCAGUCUGUUUCAAAUCGAAUAGUACAUUCCUGGUAAAUUCCCUUUAAUCCCCUUAAAAGAAUAAAGACAUGACAAUCUUAUUUAAAGUCAAGAAAAUAAGUUUACUCACAUCAGUUCACAGUUGGAUUCCUGAAGGCAGACUUCGUUACAAAUAUGUACAUGUGGAUCUACCUCAUAUGGGGAAAUAAUCCCAGUGCUUCUGCUAGCUGAGAGCUAGCAGAGCAUUCCUAGCUAGAAAGCUGGUCCAACGAAGAAGGAAGUGAAAAAGAGAGAGAGCACUGCAUGACUCCUCCUUUUGUUACCUGGACAGGUAAGGUCACACCCACCUCUUGUCACAUGCAAAAAUAUGUAUUCUAUGAGCCUGCUACUAUCCUCUCCUCAUGUUAAUUUCACAUGAAGCUGCCUUAUUCUGAGUCAGAUCAUAGGUCAAUGAUAUUAGCUCUGUGCUAGCUCUUUACCUGUGGUAGCUCUCCCGAUCUUCAUUCAGAAGCCUUCCUACCAGAAAUCUAGACAUGUCAGGGACCUUCUGCAUCAGUGGUGCCAUUGGGGCAGAGGUCCAGGGCCCCACUCAGAAGAAUGUGCAGGAGACCCCCUCAAACCCAGGAAGACUGGCUUUCCACAUUACCACCUAAAGAGCUCCUACCCUGUAGGACCAGAGUCAAAAAAUACCUAACUGCACCACUGUUCUGCAUAUAAAUCCCCUGCCCAGCCAUAUAUCAUAUUAGUGCAAAGAUUUCUGUUAGCAGAAUGGAACUUCCGCCCUCACCCCCCAGGCACCCCCUAAAUGAGUUCUGGAGUUCCUGACAACCUUCCAGUAUGGAUUUGGGGAGUGUGCUUGGUGCUGGUGGGGAGGGGAGAGGAUAGGGCAGGGAGUUCCAUUGCACAGUAAUAAAACCUUGCACUAAUGGAACACAGGCCUUGGAUACCACCUGUUCUGCUGUCCUUUAGCCUCUUGCCAGAGUGUGAUCUUGUACACUUAAGUACUGAGCUUCAAAAUCCUUCAAGGAGCAUGACUAGUAUCCAUGCUAAGUGCUUCCAUAAUAGAGUGGCUUUUGGGUAAGGGGGUAUAUUUUGAGUUAUCAUUUGGGAAGGACGAAGAAGGGAAAUAAUCAGACCUGUCUCUUUAAAUGUCUCUGGUUUGGAUUUUACCCAUCUAUAAAGAAUUUUUACUCAGCUUUUACAAAAUGGAUUUUUUUAAAAAAUAAAUCUAAUUAUUGUUGUGAAAUCAACUUCACUGGAUGAUGCUUCCUACUGAAAGGAUUAGGGCGGGUUCCUCUCAAACCUUUGCCUCCUCUUGAGGGGAAGGAGUGAUCUCUCUCGCCAGACUGACUGGUAGAGUAGACAGCUAACUUCUCAGCCCCUGAGCAAACUGCUAAACUGGAACUGGAAAAAAUGGAAAUAGGUGAAGGAAGGUAAGAGUUACAAAAAAGAACUUGCUCUUUUAAGAAAAGGUAGAAAGUCCCAAUUAAGGAGCUAGAGCAUAAAGGAGGCCCAGCAGUAUUUGAUACCCAGUAUUUGAGCCCCACCCGCAGCCCCAGUAUUGUCAGUAGGAAGGAGAGGUGAGCAAAAUGUCCUCUUAUCGGCAUCUUCAAACAGACAUUCACUGUAAGCAAAUAUCUGUUUUUGCCAGAUGCUGCUGCUGGAGGACUUGCCUAAUAGGGCUACAUCAGAGCAGAAUCCAAUGUUAGUGAGCUAAAAUAACCUAUAAGCUUCCUCUCUGCUCUCUUGCAUUUCCCCUAAGCAUCCGUCUCCACAGAAGCUUCUGGUUCUACUGUAACCACGGAUUUGAAAUAAUUGUCCGGAGACGCUUAAAACUAGAUUUUCUUCAUUCUGACGUCCAUCUAAAUGACGAAUAAAGGAAAAAAGGAGAACUUUACUUGGUUCAGUGGAAAAUUCAAUGCCUUUGCAGUAUGCUUUAUAUAACUCAAGUUUUGUUUUAUGCAUUUUAUGUACGUUUGGGUUUUUUGCAUGGCCCAGAACAAUCAUACUCAGUAGGAAAUUGCCAUCACAUCCUAUGGAUGCAAUAAACACCGAACAGGGCUGCGGUUGUGACAAAAUAAAGUAUUUUUUAAUUUUAAUUUUUAGUUCCUGCUUUAUAUCAAAGCAGUUCACAGUAUAUAAAAUCCAUUAAAAUCAAUAAAAAGCAACAAUCAAAAUAUCCACAUAGACACAACGUGUAAUUCCAGCAACUAUAGCAAUCACAACAGCCAGAAUUACUUUGAGUAUUAUUAUUAUUAUUUCAUUUAUGAAAAGCAGAUUUCACAAUACAAUAAAAAAACCUGCAUAUAUAAAAACAAUUUCAAAUCCAAUACAGAUGCUGACUGGAGUUUGAUAUGUAACACAACUCUCCCAUAUUCCUCACAUUCAGAAAAGCAAUUGCUUUCUCUCUCACACACACAGACAAACAAAUUUACACUAAGAGAGAAAGAGACUUUUGCUUUUAGGCUCCUCGCCUCCACAUUCUGAGGGCCAAACUUAGUAUGAUGUGAAAUCUCAGAAGCAUGGCAGGAUUUUAAAAAAAUGAUAGUAGGCAGGAAUGGGGGUGGGGAUUCACAUCUAUUAUUCUCAUUGUUCCUAAGGAGGAAGGCUCCCAUUUGCAAUUUCUGUGUCCAAGAAAUGAAGCCCAGGCUGUGCAGAUGCAGGUUUGGGGCUUCGCAGAUAUGAGAAGGCUUUAUCUUCAUGUUCGGCUCACUCAGAGCUGGAAUGAGAUGCCAUUCGUAUUCUCCAUGGAAUCACUGGGUGCACCUCUUCAAUUUAUCCCAUCAAAGUGAAUGGUGGAUUUUUGCCCUCAUGGGGGGAAAUGUGUUACACAAGGAGGUUUUGUUAUGUGGAGCAAAACUUGGUCUUCCAUAUCUGAUGUGAGUUGGCAGGGAUUCUGCUGGGGUGGGGGCUAGAGACAGAUCGUCUCCAUCUUUGUAGUAUACAAGACCUUUCUCUAGCACACUCCCUUUCUCUCACAUGCAUACGUGUGCACGCAUAUGCAUAUACAGAUGCCAGCUGUCCUAUGAACUGGCACCAUGCAGAUAUCAAAAUGCAAACCAUCCGGCACCAGGUUCCUUUUGUUUUGAAUUUUUUCCCUUCUCUCCAUAUGCAGCCAUUUUGCCGCUUGGCUUAUCAACUUGAAGGCAACAACUGGAACAAGAGCUUUAGUAACAAUCACAUAAAACAACCCAGAGCAACUCUGGUAACAUUCAAGGACCCUCCUCCAGGGAGGCAGUGACUCAGCUGCGUGUCUUUGGCUGUUCUGACCCUGAGGUGAUUUCAUUGUCAGGGAGAACGCAUUUUCUGUAGCAUCCUCCUUGCACUUCAGCAUCCUCAGCCCAGAGCCCAAGUGUUUUAUUGGCACAUAUCUCAUUGAAGAUACAUGGCUUUGGCUUACUUACACAUCUUGGGUUUGGGGGCAAAUGACGGUCAUGUUUUGUACACUUUGGGGCCCAAAACAGGCAAGCAACACAUGGUGACUAGACACAGACUUCUGUUCAUUCAUCAGCAUCCUAGAAUGUGGAACAAUUUGUUCUAAGAACUUGGCCUUGGGUGCAUAGUCUAUCUUAAUAGCAAGUGUUUUUUUCUUCAAAUGUAGCACAAAAGAGCCUGAAAUAGACAUAGAACAAAACUGUGCGGCACAGAUCUCAACAGGAUCAAUGCUUUUGCUGCUGUAACUCUUCACUGCAUGGGAGUAUGUAAUUAAUGCAGAACCCUCGCCGGACACCGUGCAACUCUGUCUACUUUACCAAUGCUAGUAGGUCUGAGAUCUGGACCCAGUGAAACUUGUGUCUUUUCCCCUACUGCCUUUCCACCUAGGGGUCCAUAAGGGGGCUUUGUUCCUGGAUGACUCUUCCAGCAGAGUCCCAGUAAGAUUACAAGAUGCAUCAAUAAAGAUGAGCACCAUUCAACACAUUCUGCAAAGUUAAACCUGGCUUUGCCAUCCAGUGUGCACACUCAGGAGGUAGCUGCAGCCAAUCACGAUGUGUGUGUAUGCAAAUGUCUCUUUGCCACAUUCAAAUGUCACAUUUUUAGGUGCAUACCUAAAAUAAAAUCUCUAAUAGUAAAGUGCAUGCAGUAGCGCUAAAUUAACUUGACCUACUUGACCUGAUGGCUUUAAGAGUGCAUAUCAAGGAUGGGGAAUGAGUGACCCUCCAGAGGAAGUUGGAUUCCAACUCCCAUGGGCCCAAGCUACCAUGGCCAAUGUUCAAGGAUGAUGGGAGUUGUAGUACAACAACAUCUGGAGGGCCACAGGUACUGUAUCCUUGGCAUAUAGACAUACAUACCUUACUUGCCUGGGACGCGGGUGGCGCUGUGGGUUAAACCACAGAGCCUAGGACUUGCUGAUCAGAAGGUUGGUGGUUCGAAUCCCCGUGACGGGAUGAGCUCCUGUUGCUCGGUCCCUGCUCCUGCCAACCUAGCAGUUCGAAAGUACGUCAAAGUGCGAGUAGAUAAAUAGGUACCGCUCUGGUCGGGAAGGUAAACCGUGUUUCCGUGCGCUGCUCUGAUUUCACCAGAAGCGGCUUAGUCAUGCUGGCCACCUGACCCGGAAGCUGUACGCCGGCUCCCUUGGCCAAUAAAGCGAGAUGAGCGCCGCUACCCCAGAGUCGGCCACGACUGGACCUAAUGUUCAGGGGUCCCUUUACCUUUACCUUACCUUACUUGCCUAUCUGAAUACUAGGAUUGCCGUGAGAUGCCUCUCUUAUUUCAAAGAGUUCUCCUUAGUGACAGGUUUUCUUUGAAAAAUGGCAAUUCAGGUUAGAAGUGUCUAUCUCUAGCCAAUUAAUAACGAAAAAAUGGUGAAGAAUGACAGCCCAAAUCUUUUAAAGACUAAAUGGUUGCCCUGAUUAAUGCUUUUCCAGAUUACUUGUUUACUCCGCAUUCGUCCUGAUUCGCUUGCAAAAAGCAUACAGUGGUACCUCGGGUUACAAACACUUCGGGUUACAAACUGAUAACCUGGAAGUAGUACCUCAGGUUGAAAACUUUGCCCCAGGAUGAGAACAGAAAUCACACACCGGCGGCAGCCGGAGGCCCCAUUAGUUAAAGUGGUACCUCAGGUUAAGAAUGAUUUCGGGUUAAGAACGGACCUCCAGAACGAAUUAAGUUUAUAACCCGCAGUACCACUGUACAUAGGGACGCGGGUGGCGCUGUGGGUAAAACCUCAGGGCCUAGGACUUGUCAAUCGCAUGGUCGGCGGUUCGAAUCCCCACGGCGGGGUGAGCUCCCGUCUUUCGGUCCCAGCUCCUGCCCACCUAGCAGUUCAAAAGCACCCCUAAGUGCAAGUAGAUAAAUAGGUACCGCUUUAUAGCGGGAAGGUAAACGGCGUUUCUGUGUGCUGCGCUGGUGCCGGCUCGCCAGAGCAGCUUUGUCACGCUGGCCACGUGACCCAGAAGUGUCUCCGGACAGCACUGGCCCCCGGCCUCUUAAGUGAGAUGGGCACACAACCCUAGAGUCGGACACGACUGGCCCGUACGGGCAGGGGUACCUUUACCUUUACCUUUUACCACUGUACAUAGUUUAGAAUCACCAUGUCCAAUCUUCCAUUUGUUCCCGUUUGUUUAUGGGGCAAUUUUACAACCGUCAGGGUUCACCCUGCAUUUGGCCUGAUUCGUUUUUAUGGUAUUUGUCCAUCUUCCUGCUAGUUGUUUGCUCAUUCCACACUUUGAGAGGAGAGGCAGGAUAUAAAUUUGAUAAAUAACAAAGAAUAAUAAUUCUGUUUCACUUGUACUACAUUUUCUCGGAUGCCUCCUCUCAGGAACACGCUAAUAUCACCUCGUUAUUUUCCAUGAAUGAAUCCUUGCAACUUUCUGGUUAGAAAUUGCUGCUCUGAAAAGGUCAACCAGCGCUUUAUUUCUGCACCCAGAGACUUCUUCUAUUUCUAGCUCAAAGUUAACAGCUAAUGAUUAGUAGUGCUAAAGACACAGAGGAGGAGGAGAAUGCCUCAUCUUUGGUGCACAGGAGAGGGGGCUCCCCUAGCCCCCAUAAAAUGGGAUAAUUGUUAUUGCAAAGGCAAAAGAAUUGUAAGAGACGAGAACCUACUCACUCCAUCCACCCCUCCAUUGAUGAGAUUUCACACUUCUAAUUUUACUUUAAAACCUGUUUGAAAGAUACUGCUAUUAUGAGGUUCUCCUUGGUCGAUGGAACUGCUUGUUUUUAAUCUCUGCAGCAUUUCACAUGAGCCCAAGGCUGGGCUGGUAAUGCUGCCAUACUCCUCACAAAAGCUCCACGGGAAUCACCAGGCGCUUCAAAGAGCUGGGUGAUAACUGUCAUACUGUGUGCAAAUUAGUGCUGAAAAAUCAGCCCUGAGGUGGUUCCAGGACCAUGCCAGUCCUUAGUCAGCCAGCCACAUCCAACUGGUGUUUGAUUAGCUCUGAGUAGGUGUUUUCCUGAGGAAACAGGGCAGUGUAUGAGACCUCUGGACAUAGCAAAAUAAGGCCAAGACAUACUUGUCUGAAGGCUGCAUUUUCCCAGGAGAAGAUAAGCACAACGCCAUGGCCGUCCUUCCUGCCUGGCAGCCUGCCCUGCAGGAUCCCUAUGUCACCAGAAAUGUAGCUAGAUUUUGUGCAAUAGCCAUAAGUCAGAGGAAGCAAAAGAUUAAACAGCUCCACAGACAGUCAUAAAUUGACACAGCUCACAGUCAAAUUCUUCUAUUUUUUAAAAAAAAUAACCUUUAAUGUAGUUUAUAUUUCCUUGACUACGCAUUUUAAAUCUAUUUAAUGGGUAUGUUGAUUGUCUGUGCUAUUUUUAUAGAAAAAGAGGUGUCGGAACUCACUAUGAACACCUCCCUCAUUCGCUUUGAACGGUACCCACCAGAGAGGUGCUGCAACUGAGCUUCUGUGAGUUCUCCCUGAAAAAAGGCCCUGUUGAUUUUUAAAUUCCACUUUGACCAUUUUAAUGUUUGUGUAAAAAUUAUGCUGAAAGUCUGGUUUCACUAUGCUGGCUGUUUAGCUGUAAUAAUAAUAAACAUUCAUUCAUGCCCUGCAGGAUCCGUGCCUCCACUGAGCAAAGACAUCAAUUCUGUUGGGUGCAGCUGCUUUGCAAUCAGCUUUCCUUGAAAAGCAGCGCCACACAGGGUUGGAUAUGAUUCUGCACAGUGCCAGUUGCUGCUCUUUAACAAACGAUUGGCUUCCCUCACAUGCAGAAAAGCCACUUACUUGGGAGCAGUGACUGGUGCUGCGCAGGAUUGGUUCCUCCUACUUAGAAGUUCAGUAGGAGGAUUAGCGUACUGCCAAUGCUCAACCCUCCAACCUUUUUAAAAAACCUUAUUUUAAAAUAGGAUUUUAAAACCCAUUAAAAAUCCUUAGUCCUACCUCCGAAUUAUUUUGGGGACAGAUCUAGGUUUGGGUGGUAGCUUCCGGGGCAGAACAGGCUGAAUUGGCCUGGUGUGGGAGCCACAGAGAAGAUCUAGGGGUCUGCACGCAGCCCGAAUGAGAAGGGAGAACAACAAAGGCAAGACAGGCAACAGAGGACAAAAAGUGCAAGAAUGUUAGAAAAAUUUUAAUAAAAAUUUGCUGCUGCUGCUGUUUAGAAAAGAAGGUUAGGGGGAAAGACAGGCAGCAGCAGGUGACAAGGGAAGGAAGGGAUGAAAUUCAAAGAAAGUGAGAGAAGAGACAUACAGGGAGAGUUGAAUCCUUUUGGAUGCCGUGGAUGCUUUUUGGGGUAAGAAUAAAUAAAAAAUGCAAACAUAAUAGUGAUGAUGACUUGUUCAACAUCAAAGACAGCCUUCACUGAAGAGAAAAACCCUGGAAAGCAAAGAGAGGACCCAGCUACUAAAAGGGAAUGAAAUGUACUGGGAAUAAAACAGAGAUCUAGAAUAAUUCUAAUAAUAAUAGAAGCAGAUUCAGCCACCCUGAUCUUCUCUCCCUCUCCUCCCUCCAGCUUACUACUGUGAUAAAAGUAAAGGUAAAGGGACCCCUGACCAUUAGUCAUGGCUGACUCUGGGGUGACGGUGCUCAUCUCGCUUUAUUGGCCGAGGGAGCCGGCAUACAGCUUCCAGGUCAUGUGGCCAGCAUGACUAAGCCGCUUCUGGCGAACCAGAGCAGCGCACGGAAACGCCGUUUACCUUCCCGCCAGAGUGGUACUUAUUUAUCUACUUGCAUUUUGACGUGCUUUCGAACUGCUAGGUUGGCAGGAGCUGGGACCAAGCAACGGGAGCUCACCCCGUCGCGGGGGUUCGAACCGCCGACCUUCUGAUCGGCAAGUCCUGGGCUCUGUGGUUUAACCCCUAAUGGUCAGGAGUCCCUUUACCCUUUACCUUUAAGGAUUUCAGUGACUACUAACCAUGCUGGCUAUGUUCUACUUCCACUGGUGGAAGUAGUACAACUUCUGAAUAGCAGUUGCAGGAGGGGUGUGUGCUGUUGCACUCGGAUCCUGCUUGUGGUAUUCCCAUGGGUAUCUGAUCAGCCUCUGUGAGAAUAGGGUACUGGACUAGAUGGGCCAUUGGCCUGAUCCAGCAGAGCUCUUAUAUUCUUAUGUACACUCCCAUUGUUCGGUCCCAGCUCCUGCCCACCUAGCAGUUCGAAAGCACAUCAGAGUUCAAGUAGAUAAAUAGGUACCGCUCCGGCAGGAAGGUAAACGGCGUUUCCGUGCACUACUCUGGUUUGCCAGAAGCGGCUUAGUCAUGCUGGCCACAUGACCAGCUGUAUGCCGGCUCCCUCGGCCAAUAAAGUGAGAUGAGUGCUGCAACCCCAGAGUCGUCCGCAACUGGACCUAAUGGUCAGGGGUCCCUUUACCUUUACCUUUCAUGCAUCAUAAGGGAGCUGUUUCCAGAGGAAGAACUGGGGUUAGGUGGGGUAGAAGACCCCAGCAGGUACUGGGUUUUUCCACCUGCCUCGCCCCACCCUCCAGCCUAGAAGCCUUCAGAAGGGAGCUGUUUCCAGAGGAAGAAGUGUGAGGGGGGAGAGACUCUGUUUGUUGACAUCAGGGGACAAUUGGUUUUACCUGUGCCGCCCCAGCUCCUGCCCAAGGAAGCUGCUAUUUUGUUAAUGUUGAUAAUAUUGUUUUAUAGAGUACAAGUGCUCUAUUGAUUUAUUAAUCCCAUAAUGCGACUUUUGCUGUACCAGCUUUUUAAAAAUUUUUAUUUAUUUGUUGCUUUGUUAACAUUGUUUUAUAGAUUGCAAUUGUUUCAUUGAUGAUUCAUUGAUUAUUCUAUAUGAUUUAUGCUGUGUUUGUGAUGUUCUAGUAUGUUAUAUCAUGCUAUAUUGACAUUUAUUGUUUGUAAGCCGCUUUGGGAUUCAUUUGAAUUUAAAGCGGUGUAGAAAUAUAAAUCAAUCAAUCCAUCAUGAACAAAGUUGUUCUGGUGCUGUUAAAUUGACAGUGAUAGGAUAACAUGAAGAUUUCUCAACCCUUUGAGCGUCAGUCACCAAGUCUGUGAUUUGUAACCAGGAACUGCUAGACAGGCCACACCACUUGGGCCCUGAGGUCUGUCAUCUAGGUUUAUAUUACAGCACUCGGCUGAAGGCAGGCGGGUGCCUAGGGACAGCUUGGCACUUCUCAUCUGUCAGCCAUUUCCCACUAACCUCCAUUUCCUUUUACCAUAUUUAGCUUGCAGGAAAAUACAGUUUUGCUUCUCUCCCCUUGUUCCUCUGAAUAUGCACAGAUUUAAACAUUGGCCUGUUUGAUAGUGUCUCCUCAAUUCUUCCUUUGCUGUAAAAUUUCAGUUUGUUUGUCUAAUUAUUCUUUUGGUUGCAACAACUAGGGAGUUGUUGUUUUUUUGUUUUUUGGUGGAGCGAGUGGGUGGAAUCCUUUUAUACCAUCCUUCCUUCUGAUUUGUUCAAUGAAAUGUGUUUGAAGUACACAAGUGUUGAGGAUUUGGCUGCUGGAUCCACUGUAUUAUUAUUAUUUUAUUUUAUUAUUAAUUGAAUUUAUAUGCCGCCCUAUACCUGGAGGUCUCAGGGCAGUUCCCAGAAGUCUCAGGGAAGUUGUAGUCCCCAGAUAAAAAAAUGGUGAGGUAAAAAGGUAAGGUAAGGGACGCAGGUAGUGCUGUGGUCUGAACCACCAGCCUCUUGGGCUUGCUGAUCAGAAGGUCAAUGAUUCAAAUCCGUGCGAUGGAGUGAGCUCCCGUUGCUCUGUCCCAGCUUCUGCCAGCCUAGCGGUUCGAAAGCAUACCAAUUCAAGUAGAUAAAUAGAUACCACUGUGGCAGGAAGGUAAACAGCAUUUCUGUAUGCUUAUAUCACAGUGUUCCAUUGCGCCAGAAGCUGUUUAGUCGUGCUGGCCACAUGACCCGGAAAGCUGCCUCUGGACCAAAGCUGGCUCCCUCAGCCUGAAAGCAAGAUGAGCGUCACAACCCCAUAGUCACCUUUGACUGGACUUAACCAUCCAGGGGUCCUUUACCUUUACCUAAUCCCCAGAGCUCACCUGAGGCACACUAGAUUGCACCUUCUGCCCGAAUACGAACCAGAAAUGGGUGAAUAAAUACUUCCUGGAAUGACCUUAUAAGAAAAGGCUCCAGAAGCUUUUCCAGCAUCAGCACAGAUGUAUUGAAAAUCGAGCUACUCAGGAAACACCAGCAAUUUUACCACCAAAAAUCAUUAAGGGGAGGGGUUGCACUAUUGGCCGCAGGAUGUUGGUGACCCUCAGACACAGCACCCUCAGUGUGCCCCCCUGAUCUAGCAAGGUGUGGGAAAUGCAAACUGAGAAUUCUCACGGGCUGCGUCUGAUUUUGGACUCCCUGUGGAAAGUGGAAAUGUUAGGGCAGUUUUAGGAUCCUGGCAAAUGCUACCCUCUGGAGGUAGCCCUGGGCAGUUGCCACUGAUCCAAGUGUGUUGCAGGUCCAAGGAAUGAUUUAGAUAGGUCAAGGUGCUUCUCAUAUGCAGAUACAGUGGUGCAGUCAGCGGGAAGGGAGAGAGUUUUUCUAUGCAUAACAAAAUUAGGACCAUCUUUCAUUUAACUGGCAAUAGGCUAAGUUGGUGGAAUGACUGAAUCAAAGAGAGAGAAAAUACACUGGGUGUUAAGAAGUUUGAAUAGAAAUAUAGAGUGGCUCUGUCAAGGAGUGUUGGAAAGUUUUGAUUUAAUAAUAUUUGAAUAGACAAUAUAGACAUUUGCUGCUAGUCUGGAGACUGGUUUAUAUCAGGGAUAGCGAACCUUUUGCCUUCCAGAUGUUGUACUCCCAACUCCUUUCAGCCCAUCCACUGUGGCCAAUGGACAGGGCUGGUGGGAGCGCCACAAUCUCGAUGUACACAAUACACAAUUCAGAAUAUUUAUUUGUCUUAUGAACCUUAUUUCUUGUCAUAAGAGGCCCAAUGGAAAUGCAACAGCGAUAGCUAAACAAGGCAUGUACAUUCUCAGCUUUUCUUGAAACGGUUUGCUUGCCAUAUUUUUGAAGUUUUUCACAAAGGCAAUUUGGUGCCAUAUGGAUAAAGUGCGAUAACAGCCACAUGUCCCAUUUCUAGUUAUAGGAUUUACAGAACUAUUAUGCUUUUCUCAUAGAAUAAGUUGUGCUUAUGGAUUCUGUAUAAUUCUUCUUCGGGUUUCUUUUAAUUAAAAUUCCAUAUGCUGCCAAAUAAAUUAAGAUGAUUCCUCUGAGAGUUGUUGUAAUGAUGCAGGUUUUUAAAGCAAAUUAACUCUUCUUUGCAGCAUUUUGCAACUGUGCUAUUGGCGCGUUCUGCCUGUGUAUGAAAUGGAAUGAGAAUUCAGCUGAUUCCACCACAAUUUCUGUUGUGCACUGGCAGAAAGGCAGCACAUGUAGGAGAGCAUUUGACUGCAGAUUUUUAAAUGUUAACAUGGUGAGUAAAUAUGCAGUGUCCCAGAUAGUGCCCUCAGUCAGAUGGGGUUACAGAACAAGUGGGAAGGAGGGUCUCUAGACAAGAGCUUCAGUUCCAGAAAUACAAGGCAAAGUUCUAUUUGCAGAGCAUAUUUAUUUAUUUAUUUGUUUGUUUGUUUGUUUGUUUGUUUGUUUGUUGUUGUUGUCGUCGUCGUUUAGUCGCUUAGUCGUGUCUGACUCUUUGUGACUCCAUGGACCAGAGCAUGCCAGGCACUCCUGUCUUCCGCUGCCUCCCGCAGCUUGGUCAAACUCAUGUUGAUAGCUUCGAGAACACUGUCUAACCAUCUCGUCCUCUGUCGUCCCCUUCUCCUAGUGCCCUCAAUCUUUCCCAACAUCAGGGUCUUUUCCAGGGAGUCUUCUCUUCUCAUGAAGUGGCCAAAGUAUUGGAGCCUCAGCUUCAUGAUCUGUACUUCCAGUGAGCACUCAGGGCUGAUUUCCUUAAGAAUGGAUAGGUGUGAUCUUCUUGCAGUCCACGGGACUCUCAAAAGUCUCCUCCAGCACCAUAAUUCAAAAGCAUCAAUUCUUUAUGGUCCAGCUCUCUCUUCCAUACAUCACUACCAGGGAAACCAUAGCUUUAACUAUAUGGACCUUUGUCGGCAAGGUGAGAUCUCUGCUUUUUAAGAUGCCGUCCACUACCUCCAUUUCUUCCCCUUCUAUUUGCCAGGAGGUGAUGGGCCCAGUGGCCAUGAUCUUCGUUUUUUUGGUGUUGAGCUUCAGACCAUAUUUUGCGCUCUCCUCUUUCACCCUCAUUAAAAGGUUCUUUAAUUCCUCCUCACUUUCUGCCAUCAAGGUUGUGUCAUCUGCAUAUCUGAGGUUGUUGAUAUUUCUUCCAGCAAUCUUAAUUCCGGCUUGGGAUUCAUCCAGUCCAGCCUUUUGCAUGAUGAAUUCUGCAUAUGAGUUAAAUAAGCAGGGAGGCAAUAUGCAGCCUUGUCAUACCCCUUUGCCAAUUUUUAACCAAUCGGUUGUUCCAUAUCCAGUUCUAACUGUAGCUUACCUCCUGGAAAAAGAGAGGUAAUCUAAUUUAUUUAUUACAGUUACUUAUAUCCCACUUUUCAAGAUUACCUCUCUUUUUGCAGAAGGUAUAUUUUUUCUUCUGCUUUAGCAUUGCUGAUGCUUAAAGUUCUGGUCUUUAUCUACAUGUAUUCUUAUCCUUUUGUGACAUAUCUAUUAGUCUAAUAGAUAUGUAGCAUAACCUACACUUUGGAACUCCUUACCUAUUGAUAUCAGGCAGGCACCUUCACUGUACUUUCCAGCACCUGUUUAAAACAGGCCUCUCCACACGAAAGCCCAGGCCUGGUUUUCCUCCAAAGUUUCUUUGAUUUAACAACCUAACUUGGACAUGGGGCAGAGAGCCCCUUUGUUGUUGUUGUAACUUUCAGAUCUACUGCAAUUCAGCCAGAGAUCUCUACAAGUAGGUCCUGCCUUCCUUAUGGCCCGCCAACUCCCUCCCCGCGGCCCAUAGUAAAACACUACGCGCUACAAAAGGGAUCAGCAAAAUCCACUUGCUGAAUUAAAAGUCCCUGACGCCCUUUCAGUGCGUCACUGGUACGCAUAAUGAACAUUGUUCCGGAGGUAAUUAGAUGUUUGCAUACUCCUCUGAACGUCUUUGCUUGGAAUGGAUUUCAUCUCUUGAUGGCAGAGAAGGCUUAGAAAGUGGAGCUCUUUCGGUGGUCUUACUGUGUUUCCUACACGGGCAGAACAUCACUGCUGCCAUCACUGCAGGCAUACUCAAGUAGGCGUUGCCACAGGCAACAGGCAACAGAAUGCUGGCACUCGAAGCUGAGAGAACCACUGGGAUGAAAACAGAAACAGCAGCUCAGCAGGACCCGGUCUCUUAACAGUUAGUGAAAAAAUCAGCACCUCCUAUCACAUUUCGUUCUGGCUAACAGAUCCUGGCUUGCAUUACAAACAUUAUGCAGUGGUCUUUUUGAUAUUUCCUGAUGCGCAUUUCCCCCCUCCCAAGGGUGUUCAUCAACUGAAAGCGGAAAGAGAAGUUGAAAACAAAAGACUAUGGGUGACAUCCAGUGACGUCCACACCAAUGCACAGCAGAUUUCUGCUCACACAUCAGAACAGUUCCCUUUUCCCUAUCAUGUAACGCACUGGGCACCUCCGGACCCCAUCAUAUGGGGAGGGUGGAUUUUAUUCCAUCCUGGCAGGGUCUUUUCUGCUGCAGCCCCAUUGCUGUGGAACAAUCAUCUGAGUAAAAAGUUCACACCACCACCUUCUUCUAGACAGCCUUUCAAAGGCAAGUAUAACUGUGGAUGUUUUUUCAGUUAGCCAUUGCAAAUGGAACUCCUUUAUCUGUUGCUUUGUUGUAGAGUUCUUGCUGGGGGAGGGGCUUUGUCCGGGCUCCAAUUUUAUUGAAUUGGUUAUGCUAUUUUAUUUUAUUUUUGUAAGCCGCUGUUCAUAAAUAUCAAUCUUUUAAAAAUAAAAAAGUGAAUAAACUUCAAAGCACAGUGAAUGUAUGCUGUUGUAUUACAAUUUCGUGUGCCUCCUUUGUAUUGCUGUCCUUGGGCAAUAAACUGGAUUUUGGAUAUACAGAAUGGUUAGCAUGAGUUUGAGUCUUUACAUUGUCAUGCACCUAUCGGUAUAUAGCUCCUCCUGCCCCUCAGGUGGGUGUUCCCCCCCUGGCUUUCAUGGAGUGCAGGUAAAUAGUAUGCUAAAAGAGAUGAAUAACUUUCUACCAGAAGCCUCUUGAAAGUUUGCUUUCUUCUCUAGAGCAUCACAGCACAGUAGAAGCUAAUAAGAACAGGGCCAUUAUGGGAAAGGGCCAUAAGUUCAAUGGUAGAAGGAGCAUCUUAUACCUGGAACAUGUCCACCCCCAUUGUUCAUCCUGAACACUGAGGUCCUGCUCCGAGGACCUUCUGGCAGUUCCCUCCUUGCGAGAGGUGAGGUUAGAGGGAACCAGGCAGAGGGCCUUCUCAGUAGUGGCGCCCGCCCUGUGGAACGUCCUCCCAGCAAAUGUCAAACACAUAAACAGUUAUGUGAUUUUUACAAGACAUCUGAAGGCAGCUGUCAGGGGCUGGACUGAGGAGGAAAGGUGGGAGCCGCUCUCCCCUCUCUCUGCACCUUCCCGGGAAGAGGCAGACAGUACAGUGGUACCUCGGGUUAAGUACUGAAUUCAUUCCGGAGGUCUGUUCUUAACCUGAAACUGUUCUUAAUCUGAAGCACCACUUUAGCUAAUGGGGCCUCCUGCAAAGUUCUUAACCUGAGGUACUAUUUCUGGGUUAGCGGAGUCUGUAACCUGAAGCGUAUGUAACCUGAAGCAUCUGUAACCUGAGGUACCACUGUAUAGAUUUAGAACAGCGGUUUGCCGAAGGGCAUAGUUCAGAGGCUGAUGAAGUAAAAAGCUGGGAUAUAUUGGGGGAGCAGCAGGAAGGAGAAGCAUGGGGGGCGGGAAGAGAGAGAGAGAGAGACACAGUUAACAGACGCAGUGUCUCUUGAAAGCAUUCCUGAUUCCCCCCUCUCCCAAAACUGGACGGGAUGUGUGAGUAGCAGAACAGAAAUCUCAGAGGCAGAAAUCACUGACCAACCGGUGCAGGGGUGACAUAGAUUAGGAAGGACUGAAGGUAUGGGAUUUUACUUGGAGCAACACCAUUAUUAUAGAGACAGUGUUCCUUUGUCUCUCUCUGUGAAGACUGAAUAAAUUACAUGGUAAGAACUCUUUUCGGUUAUCUGCCUUUGACUGCCACUGGGGGAGGGAUCAUCAUUCCCUGAAGCCUUGACAGAGCCUUGACAGCAGCCCUGUUCAGGGAAGUUUUUAGUGUAUGAUGUUGAAUUGUGGUUUUAGUAUUUUUUGUCGGGAGACACCCAGAGUGGCUGAGGCAACACAGUCAGAUGGGCGACGUAUAAAUAAUAAAUUGUUGUUGUUGUUGUUAGCAUUUCCUUUGCAUUCAGAAUAUCCCAUGUUUAAUCCCCAGCUUCUCCGGGUAGGGCUGGGAGACACUCCUGCCUGAACUGUUGAGAACUGCUGCCAGUCAAGUGUGUAGUGGACAAUACUGAGCUAAGUGGACCACUAGUCUAAUUCAGUAUCGGGCAGCUUCCUCUGCCCCUGUGUUCAUCUCACAGUGCCACAGCUUGGCAAAAGAGAAGCCAUAGUUUUGUAGCACCUCUUUGGAGAUUACAGGAAGUAGCAAAUCAAAAGAUACACUGCCUGUUUCUGCAGUAUGUUCCUGGUGGCGUGAGGGGUUUUUUUGUGAAUAUGCACGAGUCCUCCCCCCAUCUGAAGCACAUGCAGCUUCACGGUGUGAAGAAAUACGCUCCUCUUGGCCCUGUGGAAGUGUGAAAACAGAAAGUGUGGCUCUUGCACUUCCUCUUUCAUUGGUUCUUGUAAAAUGCACAGAAGGGGGAGCAAGUUGCCUGAACAGCAUUCCCCCCCCCCCCCGCCCACCUUCCCAUCACCUGAAAACAAAUGAGCAGAUGUUUGCUAAAGGAAAGCUGCUCAUAGUGACAAAUUGCAUAUUGCCUCCUGCAAGUCUGUCUGGAGACAAUUAAAUUUGUUUUGUUUUGUCUCACAGGGGACAUUUGGUUUGGGGUAAUUUUUAUUUUAUUUUUCUAAGACACUUCCAACUGAUGGUGACAUGGGAUAGAUUAAGUCGUGGAUUCAUCUGCUGAGGGGGAAAGGGUAAGGAAAACAGCACAUCCAUUAAUGUGACCCAUGUUUUGCCUUCAUUCCCCCCCCCCUCAAGAAAGGCAGCAUGUACCUUUCUGAACAAAAUAAUAUUUUCAGUGGUGUCAGGUUACCCCAUUCAGUUCAAUUUUUUUGCUGGUUUUGUGUAAUCUGCUGGACUGCAAUUGCCUCAUUAACACACACUGUCAUUUUUCCAUAGUCAAAAUGUUCUGUUGUGAACCAAUGCUAUCUACUCAUAGUGAUAUGAGUAGCCGCUACUGAGGUAGUCAGGAAUGGCACACCAGCCACACACUUUCGGGAGGUAUCAGCAGGUAUCAGCUUGAGGGACAUAUAGCCUACAGGCAUACCAAAAAUCGCCAGAAAGAAAACAGAAGGGGAGUGGGGGCAGGGGGAAAGUCCUUUAUAAAAAGCCCAGUGAGGGCUAAGAUGCUCAGGAGCCAGUGAGGGCUUUAUUUUGUGGGGAGGGAGCACUCCAUACUGUAAAAAAAUAAAAAUAAAUGUGCAGGUCACACUGAACGCAGCAUGAGUACAGAAUGAUGUGAGGGGUAUAUUAUGUGUGCAUAAUAUAUUCCUCACAGAGUUACAGUUCCCAGCAACCUUUAACAAACCACAAUGCCCACAAUUAUAGUGGCCGGGGGCCUGGGAGAGAAAAAUGUGUUUCGCAUGUGCUUUAAGGGUAUAAUGUGUUCCCAGCCUUUGAUGGCUUCCAAAUCCUCUUGGGAUGGAGGAAGAUAUUUCACCCCAUCCUUGAGCACAUUUUCAGUUAGCUACAGUUUCGCAUUACGACUAGACCUAACCUGUGAUUGAUCUUAACUGUUGUUUAUUGAAGCAAGCAAGCCUCAUAAACCACAGGCUGAAGUUGGCUUCUUCAUCUUUGGGUGAAAGGCAGUAUAUAAAUUUAAUAAAUAAAAUAGAUAAUUAAAACUGUCCACAGUUUGUCUGACCAUGUAACGGCAAACUGCGGCUGGCUAAAGAUGGAAGCAAAAGUUUCCAGUCUUCUUCUCACGUCGCUAGGCUCAUUCAUAUAGUAGUAUUUUAUUUACUUCAUUUAAAGCAAUCAGCAACACUUAGUAUUGUUUGUGAAUAUCUCUAAAUGAUGUGCAAUCUAAAAGCAUCAAACAAUGUCAUUAAAACAGAAAUACAACAUAAAACAGUAGUGUGUUUGUGUGGCUCAUUUGUCUGUAAUUUAUACAGUGGUACCUGGGGUUAAGAACUUAAUUCGUUCUGGAGGUCCGUUCUCAACCUGAAACUGUUCUUAACCUGAGGUACCACUUUAGCUAAUGGGGCCUCCCGCUGCCACAGCGUGAUUUCUGUUCUCAUCCUGAAGUAAAGUUCUUAACCUGAGGUACUAUUUCUGGGUUAACGGAGUCUGUAACCUGAAGCGUCUGUAACCUGAAGUGUCUAUAACCCGAGGUACCACUGUAUUGGCAAAAGCUUGAGUACAAAACAAGUUGUUCAUGGCAUAGUGCAGACAUGUCACAUCAUGAAAUGAGGGAUAGCUCAGUCGGUAGGGUACGAGACUCUUAAUCUCAGGGUUGUGGGUUCGAGCCCCACGUUGCGCGAAAUAUCCCUGCAUUGCAGAGGGGUGGACUAGAUGACCCUUGUGGUUCCUUCCAACUCAACAAUUCUAUGAUUCAGUGUUACACUGCUGCUGAAAGAACUGCACUGGCUGCCAAUUAGCUACCAGGUGUUGGUACAUGUGUCCAAAACCCUAUGCAUCUUGAGGAUGGAGUCCUUUUGACCAUGUGCUGCAGUUGAAGUGGCAGAUUCAACCUUCGUGUGCUCAGAACAUAGUGUUCUCUACAGCCGCAUCCAAGGUGCAGGGUUUUAAAUAGCCCCCUCUGCACCACCCACAUAAAUACAGCAGCAUUUUCGUGCCAGCAGAAGAGAAGCUGUGUUUCCUGUAUGCUCGGUGCGCACUUAGGCACAUGCUGAAAGCAGGUGUUUGGCAACAGACAUAGAUCAGGAAGCCCCAGAAACAAAGUCUGAAUAUACAGAGUGCUGGGGUGGGGCGUGCAGUUUGCAGGAAAUAAAAUGGCAACAACUGGAGGGCUAACCCUUUCCUGCAACACCCAGCUGCUUUUCCCUGUGAUGCCAAGAAUGUUGGGGAAAGUGAAAGGCGAGGAAAGAGUUAAGCACUGACCAUUCUGCCACCUGUUGCUUCUCCUGUUGCUUGUGAGAGCCAGUGUGGUGUAGUGGUUAAGAGCGGUGGACUUGUAAUCUGGUGAACCGGGUUCGAUUCCCCGCUCCUCCACAUGCAGCUGCUGGGUGACCUUGGGCCAGUCACACUUCUCUGAAGUCUCUCAGCCCCACUCACCUCACAGAGUGUUUGUUGUGGGGGAGGAAGGGAAAGGAGAAUGUUAGCCACUUUGAGACUCCUUCGGGUAGUGAUAAAGCGGGAUAUCAAAUCCAAACUCUUCUUCUUCUUCUUCUUCUUCUUCUCCCCUGCAUCUCAGGCUCCCGUUCAGUGGUGCCAGAUAUAUGGGGCACAUGGGGAUUCAGCCCCCUCAAUAUUUUGAGGCAGGGGGCACAGCCCCCCCCAAUAUUGAGGAGACUGCAAUCCAUCGCUGCCCCUCGGCGGGUGCUGGUACACCAAGCAGGAAAUCUGGAAGGCAAUUUUUGCCCACUGUGAUUGCCAGAGUGUCCUGGCAGGUGCCUGCACGUCCCAGAAGAUGGGGCCCGAUGGGGGGGCGUUGUGUGUGUGAUGUCAUGCACACGUGACAGGCCCCCCCCCAAUGUGGGGCCCAACCCGGCGCACCUGCCUCUGUUACUGAUUUGCAACUGUUUGGUGACUCCAUUAUUCUCAGAUUAAUUAAGGUUGGGAGAUAAGUCUAGUUAGGUUCCCAUUUCAAUGUGGACCUACCUAAUUUGCAUUUCCCAAAACAAUAUGCAACCCCAAACUCUAAUACUGUAUCCUAUGAAAUUUACUUCUCCAAAUUUUGCAGUGCAGGUCUUCAACCAAAAAACUGUGUAAAAUGCAUGUAUUAGGGGAAAGUAUGCAUAGAGUGUAUACAUUAGUGCUUAUGGGGGGGGGAAAUGCAUUCAGACCAAUAUAACUUUUGCCAUCCACAAUACAUUUCUUUCUAGCUUAGAUGAUGGAUUUGUUCAUCAUCUGACUUCUUUUCCCCCCUCCUGCUCUGGAUUCAGAUUACUGGAAGCAGGGAACAAGACAGCGAAAUUGUCAAGAAUAUGAAAUAUGAGUGCUUUCCCCCUCAGGGACUAAACUGCUGGAAUAAACUAUCCCUCAGCUUCAUAAUGUUUGUGUGGCAGCUUCAUUUUUUUUCUGGGUGAAAAAGCACCAGAAGUAGAGAGUCUCACUGGGAGAAGAAGCAGCGCAAGCAAGAACCAUAUUUCUAGCUGUAUUGAGGCAGCAUAAGUGAGAUGCCACAUGCAUAAGUAAACAUUAAGCAUGGAAAAGGUAUCCAGGGAGGAAAGUGGGUGGACUGUCUUACAUAAAUGUCUGUCGUGUGAGAAAACUGAGAGACAAAGAAUCUAACUAUGAGAUCAUUCUGGCAAGAAGCUGCCUUUGAUCUAUUGGAUGCAGUGAACUUUCUGCAAUCAGAACUUGCCACCAGACUGUAUUAUACGUUGAAAUCAACACAAACUAUAGUUUGGAUAUGGAUAUGGAUAUAGAUAGAUAGAUAGAUAGAUAGAUAGAUAGAUAGAUAGAUAGAUAUAGUGGUACCUCGGGUUACAUACACUUCAGGUUACAUACACUUCAGGUUACAGACUCCACUAACCCAGAAAUAAUACUUUGGGUUAAGAACUUUGCUUCAGGAUGAGAACAGAAAUCACGUGGCGGCGGCGCAGCAGCAGUGGGAGGCCCCAUUAGCUAAAGUGGUACCUCAGAUUAAGAACAGUUUCAGGUUAAGAAUGGACCUCCAGAACAAAUUAUGUACGUAACCAGAUGGCACAGAACAUCAAGCCAUGUGUUCAAGAUCAGGUCAAAGGUCAGUCUCACAAUGGUUAUUCAAAGGUUUCAACAAAAGAUGUCUCAAAAGUAAGGUUUUCUCAAAUGACCUUUGACACCUAUCUUGAACACAUGGCUUGACGUUCUGCGCCACUAAUCUGUUACGUUGUAUAUAUGAACUCCAAUAGAUUUAUUUCUACCUUUUGAAUGAUAUCAUUAUUCUACUACAAAUGAUUUAACAGUUAUUAGCCUACGUGUUGUGUCUAUAUUUCUUUGACUAGUUGUGAGCAGGCAGACGCUUGGCGGUUUCGGUGCUGCGUGCGAUUGGCUGUGUUUGUAAGUCAUGUGAGUGAUUUUUGUUAGUCCCCCCGCCAAAAAAGCUCAAAAACCCUGUGCAAUCCUCCCAAAAAAGCUCAACAACUCUGGCCAUCUCCCCCCAUUUUCUGAAAUUGGAGUCCCCAAAAAUAGGGGGCGUGUUAUACACUGAAAAAUACGGUAAUUGGUACAGGUGAUGUAUAGAAUUUUUUGAAGGUAAUGACUGAGGUUGUAACAUUAGCAAAAGGAGACAGUUGGCAGGCGACAGCACAGGCAGUGGUGUGUAGGUAGUGCUAAGGGUUGCACAACUUCGUUUGUAAACACAAAACAAUCAUUGGAUUCAGUUCUCCUGCUAUCCUAAGAACAAACGGCAGUUGUUUGAGUGCCCUGAUGCCACUGGAUAAUGCUCUUAAUGUUCAUUAUUGGCAUAAAAAUAAUUCUUAUUUUGAAGAAAGGAACAGUGUUGGACAAGAUGAAGACCGGAAGAAGGGAAGGAUGAAGAUAUUGGCUGAGGAAAUUACAGCACUUACAUAUGAUUAGUAGGUUUUGUUCUUAGUGGGCUUGUCUCACUGUGUAGACAAGAGACUGGAUAGUUAGACAGGAAAAAACCACUUUGGAAGUUUGAGAAGAGAGAUUGGUGUGGGGGAAUUAGAAACAAAGCAGCUGCCUGAAAAGUGUCUGUACAAUUAGAAUAUUUCCUUUCAACCUUUCUAUUGGGCCAUGUAGUUCUUUUAUGAAGGCUCUUAUUAUUUACGUCAAAUGUUAGAAAGCUAAGGAGAGACAACGGAAAGGGUAUCUGGACACAUACCUUAUUCUUUGCUCUAUAAGACUCACUUUUUCCCUCCCAAAAAUAAGGGGAAAUGUGUGUGCAUCUUAUGGAGUGAAUGCAGGCUGCGCAGCUAUCCCAGAAGCCAGAACAGCAAGAGGGGUUGCUGCUUUCACUGCGCAGCAAUCCCUCUUGCUGUUCUGGCUUCUAAGAUUCAGAAUAUUUUUUUUCUUGUUUUCCUCCUCCAAAAACUAGGUGCGUCUUGUGGUCUGGUGCGUCUUAUAGAGCAAAAAAUACGGUAUGCUGUAUGAGUUGUAGUGCUGUUGAGUGAUCAUUUUGAAUAUUGGUGUGAGGGGCAAUAAGAGAACUCAAGUUAAUGUAGUUCCAUCCUGCCCACCCCCCACCCCCAGCUCCAUCUUGUUAAAAAAACAAAACCCUGCAUGAAUAAUCUAGGAUGCUUUUAGAUGUUGGAAUUCACACAGUGCUUAAAGCAGAGAUGGGAAAAAUUGUCUCUCCCAUCACUCCUAGCCAUUGGCUAUGCUGGCUGGAUACUGAUGGAAGUUCAAAUAAAGCAUAUCUGGUAGUCCACAGCAUCCCCAUCAUCCAUCACUGGCUUAAAGGUUGCACUGAAAGUAAUUCAGUAGCAAAAAAAACAUGAAACCAAGAAGGUUAUGUAUUGUAACCUCUGUUUCACAGAGGCAUGCUUUCUGGGGAGCCAGCACUGUAUAGCUCUUGGUGUAAAAUGCAUCUGAGAUCAGACAGAAAAGAGAGGAGGAGAAAGAAAUCGCUACUUAUUAAAAAGCACGGUGGAUUUCUAUGUAUAUGACACAGAAACAGUAUUUUCAGUUUUGGUAUUUCGUUCCACGUAGUUUUCAGAAGCCUUAAGCGGGGGGGACUCUAAAUUUCUCUAGCAUACAGGUGAGAAACUAUGACAGCAGUAGAAUUUUUAACAGCUCAAGCAUCAGUCAAAGUGAGGGGACAGAUCUCUUCAGGGAGCCAGGUCACUUGUCAGAGUGGCGUGUUCAUAGUUGAAACACUGGAGGAAUUUCCAGCAUUUGUGGAUCAAGUUUUGGGACUCAGCAGGGAUUCCUGCAGCUCCUGGGAAUAAGCUGAGCAGCCUGCUCAACCAUACAGAACCAUACAAAACAGUCAAGGAAGAGGAAAAGGGGCACCUGGCGUGCAAUUUUAGCACCAAGUUAUUCUGUUUUAAGGCAUCUUCGGUAUAUUGUAUUUGAUGUGACAGAUUAGCUCCCAAGCAUUAUAGUUUAUUCCCAGGGGCCCCAGCUCCUCCUUAAUCACCUGAAUGGUGCUGUGGGCACAGCAUAUUAGUGGGUUACAUAAAGUUGGUGGGGACUACAAACGAUUUAGAAAAUAUGCUGAAAACACUCUGAAGCAUCUCAGGGAAAUGCUCUGCAGCUGAAGCAGCAACAUGUAAUCCAGUGAAGACAAAAACGUACGAGAAAGGAAGGGUGUCAGGAAGACAACUGGCAACCAUUUUCAUCCAACCGGACUUAGAACACCGUAUUUUUCGCUCUGUAAUACGCACCUAGUUUUUGGAGGAGGAAAACAAGAAAAAAAAAAUUCUGAAUCUCAGAAGCCAGAACAGCAAGAGGGAUUGCUGCGCAGUGAAAGCAGCAAUCCCUCUUGCUGUUCUGGCUUCUGUGAUAGCUGCGCAGCCUGCAUUCGCUCCAUAAGACGCACACACAUUUCCCCUUACUGUUUAGGAGGGGAAAAGUGAGUCUUACAGAGCAAAAAAUAUGGUAAUUGCUUUUUGUCCUGUUCUAAACAUUAGAGAGGUAUAUUCAGGCCACACAAUAGGAGGGGAGGAGUAUGCCCAAACCAUGCUCUACCUGCAUCACCUGAAUUUCACGGUAUUUGCACCUUUAGCUGUGGUCACAACCGACUUUUGCAUGUUAAUGGCAGAUCUCCACUUUCCUAGGGCACAGCAUUUUAUAGGUUAAAGGGGGAGUCUGGGCACCUGUUCUAGUUUUUGGAACUGGAGACUGCUACAGGUGCAUGGAGGCUUCUAUAAAUGUGGAGCAUCACUAAGGCUAGCACUCUUCCCGAGAUUAAAUCCUGUUAAAUAUGCAUAGGUGUAUGUUCCCUGCGUUUAAUGCGUGAAACCAGCUGAAGCUGGAAUAAAUUAAACGUAUCACUUGACAAGUACCACUUCAAACAAUUGCAGGAGAUGGUCAUAAUUCACAUCACAAAUUAAAUCCAGGGUGAUGUUUUUCUAUUUUAUUUUAGGAUCUUUUCAAUCAGUUUGUUUUUGGUCUGUAUUUGAGAAUCCUGCAAACUCCGUAGAGUAUUAACCAGAGCAUUUUGGUUAAACUACAAAAAUUCGAAAGCAUCUAAAAGCUAGAUGCCCAUUCCGUAAUAUUUCCCUUUCUUAUCACAUAAAUUUGUAAGUAAUGUCCAGCACAAAAGGUGGGGAGGGAAGUAGCAGACUCAAAAGAAUAUUGUGCUGGAGUAUUGUGUUCUGUUUCAGCUAUCAUAGGUCAUGCAGAACAUGAACAAACCGGUGGGCAAAGGUGGGCGGAGCAACUGAUGUAGAGUAGGCCACAUUCAGCCAGAUGUUUCUGUGCAAAGGUUAAAGGUAAAGGUAAAGGACUCCUGGACGCUUAAGUCCAGUCAAAGGCGACUAUGGGGUUGCAGCGCUCAUCUUGCUUUCAGGCUGAGAGAACUGAUGUUUGUUCACAGACAGCUUUCUGGGUCAUGUGUCCAACAUGACUAAACCGCUUCUUGUGCAACGGAACACUGUGAAGGAAACCAGAGCGCACAGAAACGCCGUUUACCCUCACACCGCAGCGGUACCUAUUUAUCUACUUGCGCUGGUGUGCUUUCCAACUGCUAAGUUGGCAGAAGCUGGGACAGAGCAACGGGAGCUCACCCCAUCAUGGGGAUUCAAACCUCCAACCUUGUGAUUGGCAAGACCAAGAGGCUCAGUGGCUUAGACCACAGCGCCACCCAUGUCCCCAAGCACACCUCUUUCUUUGCUCUUAUUUAAUGCAAGGACAAUAACAGUAAGCUGGCUGGCUCUGGGUUUGUUGCAGAUGCCAGAAAGAGGGAAAGUUAACCCAUACAAUUUAGAGAUCCAAGUCACCACUAAUGGAAGACUAUUUGAUUUUUAGACUUGGACGUGAUAGAAAAAGGAGGAACAUUUGUCAAGUUUUUUUCAUGAAAUGAAAACAUUGUUUACAGAUAUAGUUUUAUUUAUUUAUUUAUUAUCCAGGGUUGUUGUUUUUUAUCAAGUGGUGUAUAAAUUAUAUGAAAUAAAUAAAUAAGGCAGUAUGCACACAUUAUUAUUAUUGAUCACUUAUUUUUGUUUAUUAGAUUUUUAUCUCUCCUCUGGGCAGCUUCUCCUCACAAAACCCAUAUAGUGAGCUUUAUAAGAAAGUGAGGAUUGAACCUUUAUCUUCAAAGUUUAGAGCCAACAUUUGAACCAAACUGGAUUUCAGUGCCUUGGGUUCAAACCUAGGCCGCUGGGUGUCGUAUUAGGAAGAUAAUGUAGUGGUUUGUUAACAUCCAAAUACAGAGUUAAUAUGUAGCUGUUCCACUGAUGAAAUUUUCUGCUUGAAUCUGCAGGAAAACCUAGAACUAAUUUAUUCCUCAAAGUCGAAAUCAAAACUAAAUAUCUCUAUAUUCAUAUGAUGUUGUUGUCUGACACAAAUACAGUAAUGCAAAUAUAAUUGCCUUCCAAUUACUCCGACUGGGUGUUUGAAUUUUGUUGCAUCCAAUUAGAGCUAGUGUUCAACAGACGUCAAAUAUAUUGUGAUUAAGAUAAGGGGGGAUGCUGCUGCGUAGGUUACCAAAAAUGUCUCAGUUGGUUUUAUAUCUGCUCUAAGCCAUAAGGCAAGGGUCACAAUUUCAAACCUGGCACCCACAAGUGUCCUGGUACCCACAAAGGUUUUCACUUGUGCCACUGGGCAGGUUUCCUAAACUCAGUUUUCAUUUAAAAAAAGAAGCAAGUCUCUGACCCUCCUAGAAAGAAAGUUAUGGGACAAAAUGUGUGGGUAACUUCUAAGCAAUUUAUGUGAAAUGAGGAAUGAGUGUGAUGUACACACACACACAUAUCUGAAGAAUGCUUCCAGUUAGAUAGCAACACUGUGUGUGUGAUCAGUAUUUUGUGAUCUCCACAAUCAAAACAUUGUUGACUUCCUAUGGUACGCAUAAAUUUGUCAGAGGUGGUUGUCUCGCUCAUUUUGUGUGAUGCCACAUUCUCCACUGUAGCUAUUUUGUGGCUGGCAUCCCCAGAGCUCUCCCAAAAUUUGAAAUCUGGCCACCAGUCCCAAAAUGUUGGCAACCCCUGUUCUAAGAGGUGGUGAUUUUUCCUCCUGGGGAAACUAUUUGUUCAAACAACCCAGUUAUAUUUUCUUUAGAUCAGGUGUUCCCAAACUGAUCUGUGGCUCACCAAUGUUCCAUGAGCUUCAUUCAAGUGGUCCAUGGCACGUCUGUAAAAAUACAGUUAAAAAUCAUGCAGCACCGAGCACAGCUGUAACGGGCAGAAAAAUCCUUAAGUCUUCCACCAAGAUCCUCAGCAAAUUUUAAGAGAUCCGUGGGGAACAAAGUUUGGGGAUGACUAUUGCUUUGGAUCAUAUUAGAAUGUCUGGGCCUUGGGUGGGGGGGGCUGUCGGUUUAGCCAAGGAAUUUUUUUUAGUAAUAAUAAUAAUAAUUUAUUAUUUAUACCUCUCCCAUCUGGCAGGGUUUCUCCAGCCACUCUGGGCAACUUCCAACAGAAUACAAUAACUUAUUAAACAUUAAAAGCUUCCCUAAACAGGGCUGCCUUCAGAUGUUUUCUAAAAGUCUGGUAGUUGUUUUUCUCAUUGACAUCUGGUGGGAGGGCAUUCCACAGGGUGGGUGCCACUAUCGAGAAGGCCCUCUGCCUGGUUCCCUGUAACUUGGCUUCUCGCAACAAGGGAACUGCCAGAAGGCCCUCGGUGCUGGACCUCAGUGUCCAGGCAGAACAAUGGGGUGGAGACGCUCCUUCAGGUAUACUGGACUGAGGCCGUUUAGGGCUUUAAAGGUCAACACCAACAUGUUGAAUUGUUCUUGGAAACGUACUACUUAGGUAGUAUAAGAGACACAAAUGCCCUGAGAUCUACGGGUACAGGGUGGUCUACAAAUUUAAUAAAUAAACAGCUAGUCGUAGUAAUGGCUAUGUUCUGCCUCAACUAUUGGAGGUAUCGUGCCUCUGAAUGUCAGUUACUGGGAAUCACAAGUGGGGGGAAACCUGUUGCUUGUUGGCUUCCCAUGGGCAUCUGGCUGGUCACUGUGAGACCAGGAUACUGACUAGAUGGGCCAUUGGCCUGAUCCAGCAGGGUUGUUGCUAUGUUAUGAGGCCACAGAGCAAUGUGAUGGCUAUGGUAUGAUCACAGCACAGUCAUAUUCCCUGCCAGUCAAAGUGAAUAGAUGCUUUGAUGGCCACACCAAAAGUCCCUACUGGCUGCAUCCAGACAUAAUUUCAGUAUCUGAGAAGCCAUGGCCUGGGAAUUGUUGACUCAGUCAGGUUUUAGAGGUUAUUAUCUAACAGCUGUUACCCUGUAGGAACAAGCCCUGAAACUUCACAAGUCUUUGUCAACUCUUCUUGGUUAUUCACAGCUUUCUAUGUUGCUGUACAAAUGUGAACUUUCCUUUCUGGUUUAUACGUGAUCAUUUGGCCAGAACUAAGAGGGGUGAUGCAAGAGUAUUAAGGGGUUAUAAUAAAUAAUAAUAAUAAAUUUUUAUUUAUACCCCACCCUGCCCAGCCUCCAGGGCGGCUAACACCAGGUAUAAAAACAAUUGAUUAAAAUACAACUUAAAAACAAGAUUAAAAUACGACAUUAAAAUGCAGCCUCGUUUCAGUUAAAGUGAGUUCAGAGUUUCAUUUUUUUUACAGUGAUGUAAAAUCUUUUCAUUUUUUACAGCCUAGUCAUUUAAGGCAUUUUAUAAAUCAUCGGUAUCAUAAGAGCAGCAUCAUGCAUUGUUUAUAAAUGAGAUUGUUAUUCUCUUGAUAAUAACAAACAUAUCUUAAUACGCUAUGUUUGAAGUUUUCAUCUGUUUUUAGUUUAUUGUAGAUUUUAAUUAUUAUUUUGUAAUUUUGUAAUUUCUUUAGUUGUUAAUUUGAAUGUUUGAAGGUUUUUUUGAAAACCACCCUGAGGUUCUAUUUACAAUCAAGUAGUAUUUGCAUAUUGUUACAGAGCAUACAUGCAUACGUAUUAGAGAAAAAAUACCUAUUCUGAAAGAUGACUCUACAUAUGAUCUCUGUUAAUCCAUAUGGGAAUAGCCUUCUAUGCAACUGUCUCAAGGCGAUGCAAACAGCAAAAACAACAACAGUUAACUGAUAUAUUUAAAACAAUAAAACCGUAGAAAAUAGCCGCUCCUGGACAAGAACAGAUGGGAAAUUUCCCCUGACCUCAUGCUUUACCAACUGAGCUACCGAGGUGGAUAAUAAUAAUAUUGCAUUUUAUGUUCACAUUUUUAUCUUGACAUUUUAGUGUUGUAUUUAAUUUCUGCUGUGUUUUUUUGGAGAGAUUUUGUUCUGGGACAGUCUAUAAGCAAACAAUCCAUCAGAACAAGGCAGGAGCAACUGUAUGCCUGCAAGUCAUAUAUGUAAUCCAGUCUUAAAUCAAAGACUGAGCUCUCCAUGGUCCUGAUUCUUGGUUGCCUAAUCUAUACUUCCUACACCUGCCCACAACACCCCUUUGGGCUCUUGCUGGAAAGUUAUAUGGUGCUUUAAACUUGAAAUGUAAUGUGUUCCGUGCGUGUUCUGAAGCAUACAUUAGAGGCAUUCAUAACACUCCUUUUGAACAUGUAAUAUGUUUUUAAUCAAAGCGUUUGGGGAAAUUGAGUUAUUGAGUAGUACACUGGCAUGAAGCCGCACAAUUAAUUUUGGAAAGGAAGUGUUUGGAUAAAUUGUGGGUGUGUUGCAUUUUCAGUUGUUGGAGUAUUUUCCUGGCUUGCUACGUGCCAGAUAAUUAAUGCAGUAUUUUAAUAACUAAUUUAUAAAGCCAAACAUGAGCAAAAAUAUUUUGUCUUUCUAAUGUUUGAUUAAAUACGGCUUUGCUCUCCACCAGUCAGCUAGGUAAACAAACUACAGCUUCUUUGGAGGAAGCCAUGACUGCCUAAAAGUAGCAUCAUGGUGCUUUAAAUAUGUGGUGUGUGACUGUGGCCUUAUCUGGCAAAUAACAAACCAAGCAAGCAAGGAGAGUUUCGCCCAUGUGGAUGUGAACUAGUGCAAAUGUGCUCAUUUUUCUCUGAAAAUGAGCACAGAUUAGCAGUAAUGGUUCUGUAAAUGAGAAAAGGAAGGCUAUCUUCACUUCAUCAUACUUCAGCCCAUCGUCAAACACCUGAUACUUUUUAGCAUCCUGUAUUUCCAUUUAUCUGUGCUGACAGAAUAUUCUGAUAAAGAAGCGGAGGUGUUUAAUUCAGUGUGGGGGAUGCUUCAUAUGUUACUUCUAGCAGGCAUAUUUUGCUUAAUAAUCAAGCGAAAGGGUAUCCAGUUGUUUUCAUAUUUGUGUCCCUGCAUCAUUUAAAUUGGAGUCUUUUUAAAAUAGCCCAGUUAUUAAAAAGUGAGUGCAGUGUUCCUUUGUGUAAGAACAAAGACAAAGAAACAACUGCGCCACACAGUCGUGCAGAUAUCAUCAGGUCCACCACGAGGAGAAAUGGAAAUGAAGUGAAAUAAUUACGUUCCGACCCUGUGAUUCUGGUGUGUCCCAAAGGCUAUCAAGUCCAACCUCCCUGGCUGAUGCAGGAAAUCCACUGAGACACAAAAGAGUUCGGUGUGGGAAAGCUGGAUGCUGGGUGAAUGUUCUUAUGAAACAGACCUGCUCCUCUUUUCGGCAUGCAGGAGAACAUUCCAGGGUGUUCACAGGGUCAGUUUCCUUGUAAUGGGAGAGCACUGGAGAGUCACAUUGUCUUGCCAUAUCUGUUGCUGUGCAGGUUUCCAAGCAGAGCACAGAAUCAUAAAAUCAUAGAGUUGGAAGGGACUGCAAGGAUCAUCUAGUUCAGGGGUCCCCCAACUAAGGCCUGCAGGCCAGAUAAGGCCCAAGGGAUUCGUUUAUCCAGCCCGCAGCGACCCCCGACGCCCGCUCUUACCGGCACUGCGUUGCGUGGCUGCCCACUUCCGGGUCGGAGGAGAAUCGGAAACAGCUUGUGCGCAUGCACAAGUAUUAUUUGCGCAUGCGCAAGUGUUAUUUGCACAUGCACAUGUGUUAUUUCCGGUGCACAUCCAGGUCGGAGGAGGCCUGUGCACAUGCGCACAAGCUAUUUCCAGUGCUCCUCUGACCCGGAAGUGCGCAGGAAAUAGCAUGUGCGAAUGCGUAUGGGCACACGCUCCCCUGCCCUCCGGCCCACUGCGCAAUCAGCGCUGGAGACACCAGCCUGAGGAGCAGUAAGUUUGCUGACCCCUGAUCUAGUUCAACCCCCUGCAAUGCAUUUGUACAUUGUUAAAAAUUGAUUGUUUCCAGAGAAUGUAAGUUGUUCAUUUUCCCCAUAUGCAGUAAAACAGGCUUCCUCAAACUCAGCCCUCCAGAUGUUUUUGGCCUACAACUCCCAUGAGCCAUAGCUAGCAGGUCAGGGAAGAUGGGAACUGUAGUCUCAAAACAUCUGGAGGGCCGAGUUUGAGGAAGCCUGUAGUAAAGCCACAAAAAUACUAUGGUAUCAGACAUCCCUGGGAAGAGAGAUUGACUGUUAAACCACUUUGGGAAUUUAAGCCAUAUGUGAGGAAGGGAAAGUCCCUAUGCUCCUUUAACCAACAUAACACUCACCUUUUUUAACCAACCCAGGGUUUUUAGAAGCAAUUUUACUCCUAAAGCAGGCAAUGGACUUGCUGAUGAUGCUUAAGGUUCUGGAAAUUUAGCACUUUUGUCCCAGUUUCAGCCAAAUCCAGCUAAAACUUCUGAUUCUGGCCUAAUUCAGAUUUGAAGGCUGAGACACCCAAAAGAUAAUAACAGCCUUUAAGGAAAAUUGCAGCUUUCUACCUAAAGUCCAUGAUCACCAGUCAGCUGUCUGGUGAUAGACCCAUUCACAAUACUCAAGGUAGUCAAAAAACAUAACAUUUAGUGCCUGUGCUAUCUGCACAUUUGACCUCUUCAUUCUUCAUAGGAAAGCAGAAUUGGGGAGGUGGGUAAUUUUGAAAUUUUUGAAGGGGCUUUCCAGCUACUAUCAAGUUAGUUCUCCCAAUUAAAUGGAAUGCUUCUAAGAAGAUAGAGGGCAAUCAAGGUGCUGCAACAAAACACAACCCCUGCCUUGCACCGACAUAAAAAUGAUUUACUUAAUUAUAUUUACAUCCUGUCUUUCCGCCAAGGAGCUCAAUGUGGUUCGUGGUUCUCCCUUUUCUUUUCUUUUCUCAUCCCCACAACAACCCUAUGAGGUAGGUUAGGCUGCGAGACAAUGACUGGUCCAAGCUCACUCAGUGAGCUUUGUGGUCCAUUGGGGAUUUGAGCCCUGGUCUCCCAACACACUAACCACAACACCACAGUGGCUGUAUGCUUCAUUGCCCACCAAAAAUAAUGAAGAUACAAAUUACCAGAAUAAAACUGAGUGUAAUAAUAUAAGCUGUGGUACUGUCAUGAGUAUCUAAUUCCUAUAUUAAUCUAGGGAUUUGUUUAUUUUUGGCUAACAACACAGAACUCAAAUACACUUUGCUUAGCAUAUUACACACCCACAUGAACAUUGCUGUAAUUAAUGGAGCACAGGAACCUUGCCAAGAGAGACCGCAGACAGGAGCUCAAAGGAAACUCUUAACACUCUUCAAUGUACAGGACAAAGACCUCACGUUGCAAUAAGGGAUGUGCUUUUUGGUGAAUAUUAUCUACUGCCUUGUUAGUUUAGCAAAAGCAUAGGAGGCAAUGACUUAGAUCAAACUCUGGGAAAGUAAAGGGAGCCUAGCACUCUGUCCUCCCCAAAUUACAGACUUUCAGGGUGACAAAAUGUAAGAUAAACUGUAACUGUCUCUUAGUAUCAUUAUGCUCUCUUCUCUACCAACGAGGGCCUCAGUUUUGUAAAGUCCCAUGUCAGUUUCUAAUCUCAAAGUUGAGGGCUUGGGACACUGUGUUCCAUUUCUAGGAAAAGGGGGAGAAAGAAAAAUCUUAUUUUCUUUGCGGAUCCCAAGUUCUCCUUAUGCUGGGGAGGAGACAAAAAAUGGCCAGCAAACAUUUGGAAGCCACCGAGGUAAAAAGAAGCAGCAAUUCCAGGAGGAACAACUAUGUCCCGUGAUAUAAAUGACAGUAUACCAAGCAACUGUACUAGAUUGAAGCAGAUUUAUAGCACAAACUCGACCUAAAUCCAAAUGCUCUGAUUGAAUUGAAGACAAAGGCUGCAAAUCUAAAGUUACUAGGCGUGAACUGAAACAAAUGUCUACACAUAGUUUUGAUUGAUCUGAAAGAGUCCGGUUGCCUCUGACUGAUUGCUUGAUUUUCACAUUUAUAUGCUGUUAUUUUGGCCCUGCCAGAUAUUUAAAUCAACAAUAAAUAUUCCAAAGCCUGAUUCAUCAAACUUAGUAGCUUCAGUCAAUCCUCACAAAACAACCACAGCAAGGAGCUUCAACAAUAAAUAUGGGUAAAUAUAUAACUGUUGCCAAAUAUCCGAAGAAAUGUGGGGGGGGGGAUGUUUUCCUCUCCUUAAAGGGCACAAGCCCAGCAAGUCUGCCUCAAGAGACAAUUCACAGUAGAAAAGAUACUGCCGCUUACAGCCAUCCACUUUACUUUAGGUACUACAGGUAUGCCACCACAUUCAGAUGCAUAGAACACAGGAAGUUACCCCGUACUGUGUCAAACCAUUGGUUCAGCUAGCUGACUGUUGUCUAAUUUAGGGGUAGCCAACACAGUGCCUUCCAGAUGUUGUUGGACUACAACUCGCAUAAACCCCAGCCAGCAUUCAGGGGUGAUGGCGGUUAUAGUCACAAAACAUCUGGAGAGAACCAGAUGUUCUCUCCUGGUCUAAUCGGACCAACAGAGGUUCUCCAGGAUUUCAGAUGAGUCCCAUCCCUACCUGGAAAAGUCAGGGAUCAAACCAGGCGGGUCUUUUGCAUAACUGCUAACUGUGUGAGGGAGAACACACCAUUAGGGCUUUUAGAACCCCUCUUGGGGGAACUAUGGGGUCAGUUUUUGUUUUGUCUUAAAUUAUAGUGGAAUGGAAGAGUGCAGGGGAUAAUGCCGUUCCACCCACCUUCCAAAUAGUGUAUGUGACCUCCAGCCCAUCCUUCCUAGAAGGAUGGAAAAGACCAGCAGGUAACUUACCGUACUUUUUCGGCUAUUAGACACCCCCCAUAUAUAAGACUCCCCCCUAUUUUGGGGGAAUCAAUUUUAAGAAAAUGAGGGGAGAUGGCCCAAAGUUGUUGAGCCUCUCCCCCCAUGUAGCUGUGGGCAGGAAACACUCCCUAGAUCGUUUCCUGUGCUCAACAGCAUCAAGGGAAGUUGCACUCUAGCCAGCCAGCCACUAGUGCCCCCAGAUCGCUCGUCGCGUGCAGUGACAUCUCCCUCCCCCCAUGCCACUAUCAGUGUAUUGGACAACCCCAGUUUUUUGACAUGAUUUUUGUGUCAAAAAACGGGGGUUGUCCAAUGCACAGAAAAAUACAGUAAUAAAAUGUGAAGAAACAGUACGAGCAAUUUAGAUAAAUGUGUCAUUUAAAGUUAUUUAAAGUUAAUCUCUAAAUCUCCAAGAAUAGGAGGAGAUGGAUCCCAGUAAGUCAACCAACCACUCAGAUCUUGUUGGUGCUACCCAACUCCAAUUUACAACCACACUUUUUCAGACCCAGUCGCCGAUCUGCAAAACGGAGAUAAUACCCUUUGCAGGGCUGUUGUAACAAAUACUAGAUCAAGUUUAUGAAGCACUCAAGAACAUUACAUGGAUGAUUAUGAUGAUUCCUAUCUGUUACUGAGAUCACAUCUAAAGAUGACGAUGAUGAUUUAUUAAAUGUGUAUACUGCCCUGUUCCCACAGGUUUCAGGGUGGUUCACAACAUAAAAUCACAAAAUACGUAAAUAAAGAUUCUUAUGUUAAAAUGGCUUCCCUUUCCCUUUGCCUGUUCCUCUGUGCCACUGAGAAGUCUUGCCCAUGUGACUUUUCCCUGUUGUUUUUGUCUUCCAGGUUUUGGCAUGACCACACCGGCCACUGUCACAGGCAAGCUUUUCCUGAUAUUCUAUGGCCUUAUAGGCUGUGCAGGGACCAUUUUGUUCUUCAACUUGUUCCUGGAGCGCUUGAUCACCAUCAUAGCCUAUGUCAUGAAGUCCUGCCGCGAGAGGCAACUGAGGCGGAGGGGGGGCCUUGCCCAAGACAGCCAUCACACUCCUGGGACCGCCGAAGUGGACAGCUUGGCAGGAUGGAAGCCGUCCGUAUAUUACGUCAUGCUUAUCUUGUGCAUUGCGUCCGUCAUUGUUUCCUGUUGUGCCUCUGCUCUGUACUCUCCCAUGGAAGGGUGGACGUAUUUGGACUCGCUUUAUUUUUGCUUUGUGGCCUUCAGCACCAUUGGUUUUGGCGACCUGGUGAGUGGCCAGAACACCCACUAUGAGAACCGAGGCCUUUACCAAUUUGGCAAUUUCCUGUUCGUACUCAUGGGGGUUUGUUGCAUCUACUCCCUCUUUAACGUGAUCUCCAUCGUCAUCAAGCAGUCUGUGAAUUGGAUAUUAAGGAAACUGGACAACACGUGCCAUAGGUGCCAAAGAAAACUCUUCCGGUCGCGAAGGAAUGUUGUGGUGCCAGGAGUUGCCCGGAACCAACGCAACAUAUCCAUCGAGUCAGAUGGUGUCCUCGAGAGUGAGGCAGAUGGGCGCAGGCUGUCCGGCGAGAUGAUCUCGAUGAAAGACCUCUUAGCGUCUAACAAAGUGUCACUGGCCAUCAUGCAAAAACAGUUGUCCGACAGUGCCAACGGCUGCCCCAGAGCAAGCAUCGCUUCUAGACAAAACGGUUUUGCUGGUGGCGUAGGCGCUUUGGGCAUUAUGAACAACAGGCUGGCAGAGACCAGUACGGAUAGAGACAUCCACGCUGGGAGGGGAUCACUGGGUAACAGAUAAUGAAGGGUCAAAAGUCGUCACAGAGACAGAACUAACUGAGCAGGCCACCUUUUGAGAAGAGGUGCCUUUAGUGUUGUUGCUGGCAGUACAGACCUCUUGCAUUUUGCACUGCGCCGUCGAUCCACCCUUGCCCUGCAGACCCUGCCAAAGAACAUCCCAGUGGUGUCAUGUAGUGUAGCUGCAAUUAACAAGCUUCUUCAGCAUGUAUCUAAGUUUAGGUCUGAGUUAGGAGCAAGGGGAAAUGGAGAGAAACCAUGCAGAUGCGUUGCUCCCUUUGUUUUGGCUGGCACCUCAGUCCUGUAAACGCUCAGAAGAGCAAGCAGUAAAAGUUGCAGUAGUAGUCCCAAUCCAAAGAUGUUGUGCACCAGAAAGUGCGGUACAAGAACAACUGUGUGUGUCGGAAGGUGCAGGAAGCAACCGCAUAGGUGGAUAGCUGAAUAGCCUAGCAGUGACUCAUCUGUGGUUUUCAGAUGCUGUUGGACUCCAAUUCCCAUCAGCCCCAGCUGAUCCCCGUGGUCAGGGAUGAUGGGAGUUGUAGUCCAUCAACAUCUGGAGAACACCAGGUUAGGGUGCCCCCCCAAAAUAGCCACUUGCCUUUGAUUUCACUAGUGAACAGUCAUUCGCUACUGGGUUCAAGAGUGACUAGCGCACCUGAGUAGUGUGCUCCUGCAUAGCAAAAGCCUUGUGAAUUUGGAAGUGGAAAGUGGAUCUCUUCUCCCUCAGCUGCCCAGACCAUUUAUCUUUCUGCAUGCAUUGGAAUCCUGCACUAUGUGGCAUGUGCAGAAGACAUAAUUGGGAGAUCUGCAUGCAGUGGCAUCAUGUGUGGGUUUGUGUGCAAAAAAAAGAAGAAAUUUUAUUGCACAUUUUAGGAUCGGUGCUAUUUUUCUAGAAAAAGAAGUGCCAGAAUUCAUCAUUAUCACCUCCCUCGUUCUCUUAGAAUGGCAAUGGCGCCCACCUGAGAGGUGCCGGAACUGAGUUCUGGCUGGGGAAAAAAGCCCUGUUUAGGAUCACAUGUAUCUGAUAGCAAAACUUUGCCUCACAAGGAAAGAUAUGUGCCUAUGUGUCUUUCAUUGUGAGGCAGUGUUUUGCCAUCAGACACACUAGAUUAAAUUUAAGUUAAAUCCCAUAGAGUCACCAGGCACCCAGGUUUCAAAAUGCAAGUGCUCCUAUUAUGAAACUUGAUCCAUAGCUGCUAUCACUACCAUCAAUAGAUCUCUGCAAAAAGGUGACUUUCCCAAAAUCUACAACAGGGGUGGUAAAAUGGAAAAGCGUGGAAAUGAUCAAGAACAAACACAUGUCAAAAUAAUUUCAUAGACUUGCUGUUUACAGUCAAGCCAAAAUAUAAUGUGCCGCUAGGAAGGAACAGGAGAAACGUAACACUGAGCUUUUAUUAUCUAGGCUUUAGCUUUAUAACUUUAUAAGACCAUGAGUUUGGGAAACAGAAAAGUUUCAGUUUGGAGAGGAGAUGCUAGCAGAGGUCCUUUGGGAACCGUAUUAAGGCCUGCUUUAUGAAAACAUUUUUAUUAAUAACCACAGGAAGAGCGUGGGAGUGUGCUGUUGCAACCUGAACAUGACCCUAACUUAGAAGGUACUGUAAUUCUCCAAAGGACUGAGAAAUUACGCGGGACUAAUUGGAUGGCCUCAUGAACUGAAAUGAUAGAAAUGGAAUGAAAAUGGGCAUUGCAAAAUGUAAGGCCAUGUAUUUGGAAGCAAACAAUAAAAGAUGUUUGUUACCUGCCGAAUUAGUAGUUAAAAACAACCCACAGAGAAAAUGAUUUCAGGAUAUUGGUUGAUCACAAAGUGGCAAUCAGCCACCAACAUGACACAGCUGCAAGAAUGGCAAGUAUAAUGCUUAGAAGUAUUAGGUGAAAAAAAAAUAGUAGUAUAGAGCACUUUUAGUAUAAAGCCUUGAUUUUGUUUUCCUCUGUGAGGAAUACAACCUAUCCGUUAAAACAGUUAAAACUUUCUUCUUCUUCUUCUUCUUCUUCUUCUUCUUCUUCUUCUUCUUCUUCUUCUUCGUACCCCACCCAUUUGACUGGGUUGCCCCAGCCACUCUGCGUGGCUUCCAGCAUAUACAAAAACAUAAUAAAGCAUUGAACAUUAAAAACCUCCCUAUACAGGGCUGCCUUCAGGUGUCUUCUAAAGGCUGUAUAGUUACUUAUCUCCUUGGCAUUUGAUGGGAGGGUGUUCCACAGAGCAGGCACCACCAUCGAGAAGGCCCUCUGCCUGGUUCCCUGUAACCUCACUUCUCACAGGGAGGGAACCACCAGAAGGCCCUCAAAGGAGGACCUCAGUGUCUGGGCUGAACGAUGGGGGUGGAGAUGCUCCUUCAGGUAUACAGUUAUUACAGCAAUCAGGAGUAACAUCGAAAUCCCCUCUGCUCACAAAAAUGGGUUGGAUCAAGCAUCUGGGAAACUGCAACAGGUAGACCAAGCUGUGUGCAUACGCUGUAAUGUGAGCUCUUUGAGGCCUUUGGGUUGUGCCAUACAGUAAAUGGUUAACAACAAAUGAAUUUGAUUUGGCACGGAUUCCAGUGAUAACUUCUCAAGGGUUUAUCACAAGUGUCCUUGGACAUGAAAUGCUUUGGCAAGUUCCUUUUUAGCAUUCAUGUAACUUCAUCCCCAACUUGGUUCACAUAUCUUGGUGAUGAUAAUGACAGGGUUUUGAUUAGGAAAGAUGGAAACUCCUAAUUCUGCUAAAUGAAACAACCCAAGUGCUCAUUAUGAACAGGUGGGGACCUAAAUGAGAAUGGCUUUAAUAGUGAGAGAAAGACAGGAACAGGAAAUUGGGUGGAUCAAUAAUGGCUGGAGGACGUUAGAGAACAGUAGAACAGAGAUAUUAAAAAGAAAAGAAGUGGUUGCGGGGGAAAUCAGAGCCACAUUCAUUUACUCCUGUGCAAAGCUAUUAAAACUGAUAAUGUUUGCAUGGCAGUAAUUGAACCAAAAAAUGGAUUGAAAUUAAAUCCAAAAUGCAGUAUGGGAAUGGAAGGCUUUUCAGUUAUGUGCUUUGGACAUUGGUUUGUGAGUUCACAAAGGCAAGCAAAUUCUGUUUAGGAUGAGCCAGAGGUUUUGUAGGAAAGAGUCACUGAAUGAAGCAAGAGGGAGGGUUUGACUCAGUGCUUCUAAGAAGGAAGACACAAGCACCACUAUUCCUCCUGCUGCAACAUAAAUGCCAAAAAAUUUAUGUAAUAAACAAAGAGAAAAAGAACCUAUCCAGUUGAUGCUGGCACAAAACCCCACACAUACACUAUGUAAAAGAAUAGAAGUUUCACCACCCCUGCUCUCCCCUCUUUCUUCCUCCUGACCUUAUACUGUCCACAACACUAAUGUCUCAUACCAAAUGUAACUGAUCUGUAGAAAAGACUUUACAACCUGAAAAAAGAGACAAUGCAUGUACUUUUGUAAACCAAGAAAACCUUUAAUAAAAAUUAUAUAUUCCCCCCAAAAAAAUAUUUGGACAAACUCCAGAAGAUGACAUGAAAAUGAGAUCAACCCUGAACAAUGAAUGAGCUUCUUUGGUG